Coregonus sp. 'balchen' is the source of this 53979-nucleotide messenger RNA. Lineage: Eukaryota; Metazoa; Chordata; Actinopteri; Salmoniformes; Salmonidae. The record is from the annotation of a GenBank genome assembly.
AUGAGUGUCAAAGAUGGCGAAGGCGGAGCACCUAGCCAAGAUGGACGGGCCUACGACCUGCAGGUCUACCCACGGCUCUCAGCGGACUGCCCAUCAUGCUGCACCCUCAGGGUGCCCAAGGAGGCCACGGCCGCUUCCGUCAUCCAGGACGCAGCCUUGGCCCUGGGCCUGGACCCCCAGCGGCUCUACGUGCUUGCUGAGGUGAAGGAGUGCGGCGGGGAGGAGUGGGUGCUGGAGUCCGGGGACCUCCCAGUCCAGAGGGUCCUGUUGUGGCCACGGAAGGCCCAGGAGCAGCACCCUCAGAGUGAAGGUUUCUACUUCCUCCUCCAGGAGAGGAACCGUGACGGCACCAUCCACUACGUCCACCUCCCCGCUCUCUGGAAGGAGCAGGAGGCCCAGAAGCUGGCGGCCAGAGGCUUUCUCCCCCCACGCCAUGAUGACUUUGACGACCUGUGUAACCUCCCGGCACUCAACGAGAGCAGCAUCCUGGAUAACCUGCGCAACCGCUUCCACAAGAAAAAGAUCUACACCUACGCUGGGUCUAUCCUCAUCGCCAUCAACCCCUUCAAGUUCCUAUCCAUCUACAACCCCAAGUACGUCAAGAUGUACGAGAACCACCAGCUGGGGAAACUGGAGCCGCACAUCUUUGCCAUUGCGGACGUGGCAUACUACGCCAUGCUAAGGAAGAGGGUAAACCAGUGCAUCGUUAUCUCUGGGGAGAGCGGCUCGGGGAAGACACAGAGCACCAACUUCCUCAUCCACUGUCUGACGGCCCUCAGCCAGAAGGGCUACGCCAGCGGGGUGGAGAGGACCAUUCUAGGGGCUGGGCCUGUGCUGGAGGUAAGGCUGUUUGUAUUCGUGUGAAAUGAAGUUUGGGCACCUACCUAAGGCUGUUGCAGUCAUGACAUUUUGUCAGCCGGUUAUUGUCAUGCAAAAGUCUACCGGUCUCACGGUAAUUGACCGUUAAUUAACAUAAAAACGUUUAGCAUCUCCAGACCACCACACAUACAAGCCGCUGAUGCCUUUGGAAAAUCUACAUUUAAAAGAGUCUAAUAAGUCAAUUUAAUAUACAUCAUCACAAUAAAUCCAGUAUUUAUUUUAGGCAGGUCUAAAGAAACAUUAUGAUAUGAAGAACAGAAUAUGAGUUGGCCUAGGCCUACUGUGUGUUAUCUGGCUAUGCGCCAUGCCAUAGGCUGUAGGCUUGUUCAUUUAGCAGACAAGAAUGCUUAUAAGUCCCGUGCCAUUCUUUUAUAUUAUAUGAUUUUAUAGUAGGAAGAAUAUACUGUAGGCCUAAUUGAACUUCGCUGAAUAAAAUAGAACGGAUAUUUUUCCCAUUCCAGAGCGAGUGUGAAUAUGAAGUGGCUAUGUUGAGCAUAAAAGUGAUCAUUUGAAACAGGUCCUAUAUGCUAGAUUUAGACAUAUUUGGCAACUUUAGUUGUGAAUGAUACAAACCUUAGAAUGUCUUGGAAAUGAAAACAUACAGUAUAUGGGCUGCAUGAUGCGACUAUAGGCUAUUGAUGAUUUGAGAAAGUCGCAAAAUAUAACUUGCACUCUGUUCCUUGCCUCAGGCUGCACACGCUGUUUUCUCAUCAAGUGAUAGAUGAAAAUACUAUCAGACUAUUCUCAAUUGAAUCUUGUCUUUACUAAUAAGUCAAAUUAGUUUCGAUUUAGAAUUGCCCAUCAAAUGGUCAGGAACAGGGGCAGGCGGAAAAAGACGUUGUCCGUAUGCACUCGAAUAGCGAAUGGAGGCCACUUUCCCACUGGUUUGUUUUUCCAUCAUGCCUGGUAGGCUACUCCGGUUAUUUCACUCCAUGCAUCAACCACUGUUUGAGAAGCAUGCAGCCUCUCGCUGCUCGACAGGUGAUAUUGCGCUCAAACUCUGUAUGCCAUGGGCUCUCCAACCCUGUUCCUGCAGCUACCCAGUGCUUAAUUUGGGAAACCAAGUGAAAUCUGUUGGGGAACAAUGAUAGUAACAUGUUAUUACAUUUAAGUCAUUUAGCAGACGCUCUUAUCCAGAGCGACUUACAGUCAGUGAGUGCAUACAUUAUUUUUAUUUAUUUUCGAACCCACAACCCUGACGUUGCAAACGCCAUGCUCUACCAACUGAGCUACAUCCCUGCCGGACAUUCCCUCCCCUACCCUGAACGACGCUGGGCAAAUUGUGCGCCGCCCCAUGGGUCUCCCGGUCGCGGCCGGCUACGACAGAGCCUGAAAAAUAUUUCAUGAAACUGUUGACAGCCCCUCUCUCUGCGCGCUCGUUAAAAAAAUGAAGGAGAGAGAGAGGAGGAGAUGGAAAUGCACGGUGGUGAGAUAUUCCGUAGCUAAAGGUAAUGUCAGCCUAUUCAUUAUAAAAUAUUUAAAAUGCCCUAUUACUAGGCUAUUCAAAGUCAAAUUCACUAUAAUUGGAAGCUAACUUUGUAAGCCGCCCUGCACAAUCAAUGAACCAACAGCAUCGCCUAGGCCUAUAGGUUCUCUCCCAGACUCAUGGAUAGAAAGUUUGGAGGGUAGAACAAGGUAACCAGUCCAUCCAUAAUAAUACAGUCCAGAGUAUAUGCUUUUUUCUGCUGUGCGUAGUAUGCGGAAGGCUAUGAAUUGUAUGACGGUACAAUCAUUAUUUUAAUUCAGGGUUUUCAGGCUCAUAUAUAGGCCUAUGCAUAUGCAUAAGCUCUAAUAUGUGUAUGGGUGUUUUGAAUUAAUCAUCACCUUAGAAAGCGCUGUCCAUUUGGUUGUUAGGCUUUGAAACAACAUCCACAAUGACCAUGUUUUCCACUCAGUUUCAACCUGUUGUUGAACUCAUUUCUUUAAAUUGAUCUAUCACACUGAGGUGAGUUUUAAAAGCACGAUACUGUUUUGAUGAUGUGUUUGAUGUGAUUUUCAAUUGCAUUUGCAUUGAUGUCAGAGUGGUUAGAGGGACAAUAGGGCCCUGAGUACCAGGCCAUUAGGACCUGAUGGUCGUUAGCGAGUUGGGUACUACCAACGCAUGUCCAGAGUGCAUAAGAGGAUAUUACCGUGGUCACGUGGAAUUUUACUGCGGUCUCCGCAACAGCCGUACUCCUACCUCAUAUGAAACCUUGCCUAGCAGGCUUUGGGUUUAAUAUUUUCCUGAUAUUUUACAAAUGUUCCAUCCCGAGAAUAAAUCACUUUUCUCCCGGGUAACCCGGUAUUUCCUGCCAAAACCGGAAGUGUCAUUCAGAAGCAUUAUAAUUUGCAUAAAUAUGUCUGGAUUUGAUUAGAGCUUUGGUCAGCAUGAACAUUCAAGCCUGAUGAGCCAUAUAUUAAAUACAUUUUAUGAGCCCUACAUUAACGACAUUUAAUGAGCCCAAGCCCAAAUGAUUGUGCCAUUAUCCAAUUCAUAAUGUAUUUGAUAUAGGCUACUGCACAUUACGCAUGACAGAAAGACAUAAAAGCCCAUAGAUGUAGCUAGCUAUACCCUAUGCUCUCUUGGGUAAAUAAAUAAAACUAGCUCCACUUAGCUAAUCUUUUUGAGUGUGAACUGUAUUACUGUACUGGAUUAUACUGUAUUAUAUGGAGUGGAAUUACGCACGUUCAAAUCAUGAUUAAGCAGAAGAGAACAUGCGAUUUUGGUGCAGCACAUGCAGCCUACAAAGUUACAAGUAUUGGCUAGCGUAAGGCACUACAUAGGGUAGUGCCUACGGCCCAGUACAUCACUGGGGGCAAGCUUCCUGCCAUCCAGGACCUUUAUAUCAGGCGGUGUCAGAGGAAGGCCCUAAAUAUUGUCAAAGACUCCAGCCACCCUUGUCAUAGACUGUUCUCUCUGCUACCGCACAGCAAGCGGUACCGGAGCGCCAAGUCUAGGUCCAAAAGGCUUCUUAACAGCUUCUACCCCCAAGCCAUAAGACUCCUGAACUUCUAAUCAAAUGGCUACCCAGAAUUAGAUGCUGAAGGAUUUCACUUCUCUUCAUAAUUGAAUGGUUAUGGGUCUGAAUAACUAACUGCUAUAGCCUACCACCAUCGCGUGUUUGCUCUUCUUUAAAUCUACCUGUGAGUUCUAUUGGCUGCUGUAUUUAACAUUCAGCAAAAAAGAGAUUGCAUCCCUCUUCUAUUGGUAUAAGAAAUGCUAAAAAGAUGAUGUCUAGCAAGCUAUUCUAGUCUAGCUUUUCCUGCACGUGACUCCAAGAGCUAAGGAGCAUUUUUUAAGGAGAAGCCAGUGGAGCCCAGGUGCUUGCGUAUUGCGCAAGAGACGGAGGCUAUAAGUUAGAAGCUUGUUAUGCAUAACCCAUCAUUUAUUAGCUAAAUAUAAGGCUAAUACUGCAUUAAAAUGUUUUACCUGAAAGAGGUAGGCUAGGACAUCUAUAUAUAUAUAUAUAUAUAUAUAUAUAUAUAUAUAUAUAUAUCAAUCUAGAACAGGAUUAUCUAUUUCGGAUGAGUUGAUGGAGAGAGAGAGACUGUGAGAGAGUGCCCAUGCAUGCACUGAUUUUAAAGCAACGAUAUUCGAGUAAUAGGCUGUUUUUAAAACUCUGCAGCUGCAAUUAAAAAACAAGGUGACUCCCGAAAGCCAAAUGGAGAUGGGUAAAUGAGACGCGCAUUCGGUCUUUAUAUUACUGUAGCAUAGGCUAUGCAAAUGUAGGCCUACCUGUCACAAAAAAAAAAGUUACCAUGAUGAGUAGAUAGGUCUACAUGCAUUGUGAACUGCGCUCCAUACUGAGAUGGGCUGUCCGUCCCCACCCUGAGCAUUGAUUCAUCAUGCAGAGGCCGUAGAGAAUCCAGAUUUGGACAUUGCAUAUAAUUUAACAGUUCCAUUUCACGCUGUUCCAUGCCGUUCAUAUAAAUAAUGUAUUAUAAUUUACUGGUUUCUCACAGUUAUUUAUCCCGGGAAAAGGGAGUGGUUUUGGGCGGUAAAUCCCGGUAACUCUCGGUAACCGGGUUCCCACCAUUCAACCCUAAACAGGAUGUGUGUGGUUGCAAUGGGGCUAAGGAUGUGUUUGUGCGUCACCUUAUGCCUGUCAUGGGUGUCUGUAAACACUCAUUACCCGCUAUUAGUAUUUGACCACAGUCUCACAAAGUCAAGGUUUGCAUAGAAGCAGGGAUUUAAACCGGUGUGAAAUUUGUUUUUUGCUGAUGGCUCAUUCCCAAGGAAGAUGAUUCCUGUACAUAGGUGACUAAUGUUGUCAUGACAGAAGAUGCAUGAGUCUGCGCUGUGUCCACAUGAGUACUAUUGAAGAAGUCCAAGAACCAUGAAGACAGAGCAGCAAACCUAGUUCUUCCAGAGAAGAGGAAUGGAAGUCACUUCUGUCUUUUGAGAUGUGCCCCUAGUCAAAUGUCUUGUUAACUUGAGCCAGGAGUUGAAGAUCUCAGUUAUAGUCAUCAGUCAUGACCAGAGGGGGUGAAAGAUGAUCUCCAAGCAUGUAGAGACAGUUGUAAAAGCUGUUUUCCCCAAAAAGAAGAAAUGAGAGAGAAAAGAUGUGGAAGUAUUAGCCAAGGCCUCAGUUUAACCCUUUACAAAGCUCCUUCUCAAACAACUCAAAAUUGACUAGGUCCUGAAGAAAGGUUAACUUAAAUUAUAUGGUGUUGAUGCAAAUUACGCUUUGAGCUCAAUAACCCAUUCAACUUUGGCUUUCUGGAAGAUAACAAACAGUUAUAUCUGAAUGUUUUUACUGAAAGUGAUCCUGCAUUGUGAUAUACCCCCUUUGUUCUAUAUCAGUGUCUCAUGAGUCAUGUCAUGUGAGAAUAGAGUGAAGAUCAGGCCCUUGACCAGGAGUCAGUGUCUUAUCUUGAACAGCUGUGCAAACUGAAGGAAAGCUCAUGGAAAUACUUUCUAGACACCAGCUUUAGAAUAACUGAAAAGCUCUAGAGCUCCCAUGUGGUUCAAUGUAAUGUUCCAUCUUCUAUUUGUGGUCUGGAGCUAAACCUAAUUGUCAAUUCUAAUUAGAUCAUACACAUUAUUGCAAUAUACAGUUGAAGUCUGAAGUUUACAUACACUUAGGUUGGAGUCAUUAAAACUCGUUUUUCAACCACUCCACAAAUUUCUUGUUAACAAAGUACAGUUUUGGCAAGUCGGUUAGGACAUCUACUUUGUGCUUGAGUAAUUUUUCCAACAAUUGUUUACAGACAGAUUAUUUAACUUAAUUCACUGUAUCACAAUUCCAGUGGGUCAGAAGUUUACAUACACUAAGUUGACUGUGCCUUUAAACAUCUUGGAAAAUUCCAGUAAAUGAUGUCAUGGCUUUAGAAGCUUCUUAUAGGCUAAUUUACAUCAUUUGAGUCAAUUGGAGGUGUACCUGUGGAUGUAUUUCAAGGCCUAUCUUCAAACUUAGUGCCUCUUUGCCUGACAUCAUGGGAAAAUCAAAAGAAAUCAGCCAAGACCUCAGAAAAAGAAUUGUAGACCUCCACAAGUCUGGUUCAUCUUUUGAGAGCAAUUUCCAAACGCCUGAAGGUACCACGUUCAUCUGUACAAACAAUAGUACGCAAGUACAGUGAGGGGAAAAAGGUAUUUGAUCCCCUGCUGAUUUUGUACGUUUGCCCACUGACAAAGAAAUGAUCAGUCUAUAUAAUUUUAAUGGUAGGUUUAUUUGAACAGUGAGAGACAGAAUAACAACAAAAAAAUCCUAUAGAAAAUGUGUUGGCAGAACUGAAAAAGCGUGUGCGAGCAAGGACGCCUACAAACCUGACUCAGUUACACCAGCUCUAUCAGGAGGAAUGGGCCAAAAUUCACCCAACUUAUUGUGGGAAGCUUGUGGAAGGCUACCCGAAACGUUUGACCCAAGGAAAAAAAUGUAAAGGCAAUGCUACCAAAUACUAAUUGAGUGUAUGUAAACUUCUGACCCACUGGGAAUGUGAUGAAAUAAAUAAAAGCUGAAAUAAAUCAUUCUCUCUACUAUUAUUCUGACAUUACACAUUCUUAAAAUAAAGUGGUGAUCCUAACUGACCUAAGACAGGGAAUUUUUACUAGGAUUAAAUGUCAGGAAUUGUGAAAAACAGAGUUUAAAUGUAUUUGGCUAAGGUGUAUGUAAACUUCCAACUUCAACUGUAUUAUAUGUUGAACAAUUGCUACCAUUCAUUACACUUAAUUGGAAAAACUCAAGUUCUAGGAACGAGCCAGCCAUGGUAGUUAGAAUCAAUCAACACGUUUAGGCCUAGUACGAUACGAGUUACAACAAGGGGAUAACAAUCAGCGUACAGCAAAACUGUGUGGGAAUCAUUAGUGUUUUGGGUCUGGUGAGUUGCACUUCCUCCCUUCUCUGUGAGUAGAAGAGGCUAUAUGUCCCUGGCGCCUGUCGGCUUCUGACUGAUGACAGCCUGACUGAUUCCCUGGCUCGUGCUAACCCACAGCUGUCUUUGUUUGGACUUGAUGUUAGAGGAACAAACACACCUACACUACUGGUCAAAAGUUUUAGAACACCUACUCAUUCAAGUUUUUUUUUUCAUUUGACUUUUUCUACAUUGUAGAAUAAUAGUGAAGACAUCAAAACUAUGAAAUAACAUUUAUGGAAUCAUGUAGUAACCAAAAAAGUGUUCAACAAAUCAAAAUAUAUUUGAGAUUUGAGAUUCUUCAAAUACAGUGGGGAGAACAAGUAUUUGAUACACUGCCGAUUUUGCAGGUUUUCCUACUUACAAAGCAUGUAGAGGUCUGUAAUUUUUAUCAUAGGUACACUUCAACUGUGAGAGACGGAAUCAAAAAUCCAGAAAAUCACAUUGUAUGAUUUUUAAGUAAUUAAUUAGCAUUUUAUUGCAUGACAUAAGUAUUUGAUACAUCAGAAAAGCAGAACUUAAUAUUUGGUACAGAAACCUUUGUUUGCAAUUACAGAGAUCAUACCUUUCCUGUAGGUCUUGACCAGGUUUGCACACACUGCAGCAGGGAUUUUGGCCCACUCCUCCAUACAGACCUUCUCCAGAUCCUUCAGGUUUCGGGGCUGUCGCUGGGCAAUACGGACUUUCAGCUCCCUCCAAAGAUUUUCUAUUGGGUUCAGGUCUGGAGACUGGCUAGGCCACUCCAGGACCUUGAGAUGCUUCUUACGGAGCCACUCCUUAGUUGCCCUGGCUGUGUGUUUCGGGUCGUUGUCAUACUGGAAGACCCAGCCACGACCCAUCUUCAAUGCUCUUACUGAGGGAAGGAGGUUGUUGGCCAAGAUCUCGCGAUACAUGGCCCCAUCCAUCCUCCCCUCAAUACGGUGCAGUCGUCCUGUCCCCUUUGCAGAAAAGCAUCCCCAAAGAAUGAUGUUUCCACCUCCAUGCUUCACGGUUGGGAUGGUGUUCUUGGGGUUGUACUCAUCCUUCUUCUUCCUCCAAACACGGCGAGUGGAGUUUAGACCAAAAAGCUCUAUUUCUGUCUCAUCAGACCACAUGACCUUCUCCCAUUCCUCCUCUGGAUCAUCCAGAUGGUCAUUGGCAAACUUCAGACGGGCCUGGACAUUUUUUAUUUUUUUAUUUUUUUUAUUUUUUAUUUCACCUUUAUUUAACCAGGUAAGCCAGUUGAGAACAGGUUCUCAUUUACAACUGCGACCUGGCCAAGAUAAAGCAAAGUAGUGCAAUAAAAACAACACAGAGUUACAUAUGGGGUAAAAAAACAUAAAGUCAGAAAUACAACAGAAAAUAUAUAUACAGUGUGUGCAAAUGUAGCAAGUUAUGGAGGUAAGGCAAUAAAUAGGCUAUAGUGCAUAAUAAUUACAAUAGUAUUAACACUGGAAUGCUAGAUGUGCAAGAGAUUAUGUGCAAAUAGAGAUACUGGGGUGCAAAAGAGCAAAAUAAAUAACAAUAUAGGGAUGAGGUAGUUGGGUGGGCUAAUUUCAGAUGGGCUGUGUACAGGUGCAGUGAUCGGUAAGGUGCUCUGACAACUGAUGCGUAAAGUUAUUGAGGGAGAUAAGAGUCUCCAGCUUCAGAGAUUUUUGCAAUUCGUUCCAGUCAUUGGCAGCAGAGAACUGGAAGGAAUGGCGGCCAAAGGAGGUGUUGGCUUUGGGAAUGACCAGUGAGAUAUACCUGCUGGAGCGCAGACUACGGGUGGGUGCUGCUAUGGUGACCAAUGAGCUAAGAUAAGGCGGGGAUUUGCCUAGCAGUGAUUUAUAGAUGGCCUGGAGCCAGUGGGUUUGACGACGGACAUGUAGUGAGGACCAGCCAACAAGAGCGUACAGGUCACAGUGGUGGGUAGUGUAUGGGGCUUUGGAGACAAAACGGAUGGCACUGUGAUAGACUACAUCCAAUUUGCUGAGUAGAGUGUUGGAGGCUAUUUUGUAAAUGACAUCGCCGAAGUCAAGGAUCGGUAGGAUAGUCAGUUUUACGAGGGCAUGUUUGGCAGCAUGAGUGAAGGAGGCUUUGUUGCGAAAUAGGAAGCCGAUUCUAGAUUUAACUUUGGAUUGGAGAUUCUUUAUGUGAGUCUGGAAGUUGAGUUUACAGUCUAACCAGACACCUAGAUAUUUGUAGUUGUCCACAUACUCUAGGUCAGACCCGUCGAGAGUGGUGAUUCUAGUCGGGUGGGCGGGUGCUAGCAGCGUUCGAUUGAAAAGCAUGCAUUUAGUUUUACUAGUGUUUAAGAGCAGUUGAAGGCUACUGAAGGAUUGUUGUAUGGCAUUGAAGCUCGUUUGGAGGUUUGUUAACACAGUGUCCAAUGAAGGGCCAGAUGUAUACAAAAUGGUGUCGUCUGCGUAGAGGUGGAUCUGAGAGUCACCAGCAGCAAGAGCGACAUCAUUGAUAUACACGGAGAAAAGUGUCGGCCCAAGAAUUGAACCCUGUGGCACCCCCAUAGAGACUGCCAUAGGUCCAGACAACAGGCCCUCCGAUUUGACACACUGAACUCUAUCUGAGAAGUAGUUGGUGAACCAGGCGAGGCAGUCAUUUGAGAAACCAAGGCUAUUUAGUCUGCCAAUAAGAAUGCGGUGGUUGACAGAGUCGAAAGCCUUGGCCAGGUCGAUGAAGACGGCUGCACAGUACUGUCUAUUAUCAAUCGCGGUUAUAAUAUCGUUUAGGACCUUGAGCGUGGCUGAAGUGCACCCGUGACCAGCUCGGAAACCGGAUUGCAUAGCGGAGAAGGUACGGUGGUAUUCGAAAUGGUCGAUGAUCUGUUUGUUAACUUGGCUUUCGAAUACUUUCGAAAGGCAGGGCAGGAUGGAUAUAGGUCUGUAGCAGUUUGGAUCUAGAGUGUCACCCCCUUUGAAGAGGGGGAUGACCGCGGCAGCUUUCCAAUCUCUGGGGAUCUCAGACGUUAUGAAAGAGAGGUUGAACAGACUAGUAAUAGGGGUUGCGACAAUUUCGGCGGCUAGUUUUAGAAAGAAAGGGUCCAGAUUGUCUAGCCCAGCUGAUUUGUAGGGGUCCAGAUUUUGCAGCGCUGGCUUGAGCAGGGGGACCUUGCGUGCGCUGCAGGAUUUUUAAUCCAUGAUGGCGUAGUGUGCUACUAAUGGUUUUCUUUGUGACUGUGGUCCCAGCUCUCUUCAGGUCAUUGACCAGGUCCUGCCGUGUAGUUCUGGGCAGAUCCCUCACCUUCCUCAUGAUCAUUGAUGCCCCACGAGGUGAGAUCUUGCAUGGAGCCCCAGACCGAGGUUGAUUGACCGUCAUCUUGAACUUCUUCCAUUUUCUAAUAAUUGCGCCAACAGUUGUUGCCUUCUCACCAAGCUGCUUGCCUAUUGUCCUGUAGCCCAUCCCAGCCUUGUGCAGGUCUACAAUUUUAUCCCUGAUGUCCUUACACAGCUCUCUGGUCUUGGCCAUUGUGGAGAGGUUGGAGUCUGUUUGAUUGAGUGUGUGGACAGGUGUCUUUUAUACAGGUAACGAGUUCAAACAGGUGCAGUUAAUACAGGUAAUGAGUGGAGAACAGGAGGGCUUCUUAAAGAAAAUCUAACAGGUCUGUGAGAGCCGGAAUUCUUACUGGUUGGUAGGUGAAUUACUUAAAAAUCAUACAAUGUGAUUUUCUGGAUUUUUGUUUCUCACUGUUGAUUCCGUCUCUCACAGUUGAAGGGUACCUAUGAUAAAAAUUACAGACCUCUACAUGCUUUGUAAGUAGGAAAACCUGCAAAAUCGGCAGUGUAUCAAAUACUUGUUCUCCCCACUGUAGCUACCAUUUGCCUUCAUGACAGCUUUGCACACUCUUGGCAUUCUCUCAACCAGCUUCAUGAGGAAUGCUUUUCCAACAGUCUUUCCUUCGCUCUGCGGUCCGACUCAUCCCAAACCAUCUCAAUUUGGUUGAGGUCGGGGGAUUGUGGAGGCCAGGUCAUCUGAUACAGCACUCCAUCACUCUCCUUUGUCAAAUAGCCCAUACACAGCCUGGAGGUGUGUUGGGUCAUUGUCCUGUUGAAAAACAAAUGAUAGUCCCACUAAGCCCAAACAAGAAUGGAUGGCGUAUCGCUGCAGAAUGCUGUGGUAGCCAUGCUGGUUAAGUGUGCCUUGAAUUCUAAAUAAAUCACAGACCGUGUCACCAGCAAAGCACCCCCACACCAUAACACCUCCUCCUCCAUGCUUUAUGGUGGGAACUACACAUGCGGAGAUCAUCCGUUCACCCACACCGCGUCUCACAAAGACACGGCGGUUGGAACCAAAAAUCUCAAAUUUGGACCCCAGACCAAAGGACACAUUUCCACCGGUCUAAUGUCCAUUGCUCAUCUUUCUUGGCCCAAGCAAGUGUGUUCUUCUUAUUGGUGUCCUUUAGUAGUGGUUUCUUUGCAGCAAUUCGACCAUGAAGGUCUGAUUCUCAGUCUCCUCUGAACAGUUGAUGUUGAGAUGUGUCUUACUUGAACUCUGUGAAGCAUUUAUUUGGGCUGCAAUUUCUGAGGCUGGUAACUCUAAUGAACUUAUCCUCUGCAGCAGAGGUAACGUUGGGUCAUCCAUUCCUGUGGCGGUCAUCAUGAGAGCCAGUUUCAUCAUAGUGCUUGAUAUUUCAUCAUUUUGAUGUCUUCACUAUUAUUCUACAAUGUAGAUAAUAGUAAAAAUAAAGAAAAACCCUUGAAUGAGUAGGUGUUCUAAAACCUUUGGCUGGUAGUGUAUCUGUAGGUUUUCUCUCCCACGUUUUGACAGCUCAAGGUUUUUUCAUACACAUAGUGGCCUUUUCCUUACAUCACAAGUGGGAUAGUACAGUAGUUGUGAUACACUCCAGUGAUGAGAGGCUAUUUGAGCUGCUUUCUGAGUCUUGGAUGUCAGUGACCUCUGGGACCAUGGUCAUGUGACAUUAUGAAGCACUUCCUGUUAGAGAUGGUAAUCUGGCUGAGUCAAUCACUGAAUGCAGGAGGAAAGGCCUGCUCUGCUCUGGGCCCCAGGCACCUUGCCACCUCUGAGUCAGCCUGGACAUUCCAACACAGAAAACUGCACGCGCAUUCUCACACCAGUAACACACGCAUUUUCAACCCCCCAACACAGAAUGCAGAAAACUUAUACCUCAGCAGAUUUGCCAAAUGUGUAACACAGAUAACACACACACACACACACACACACACGUGAGCAGUAGAAAUCGACACUGGCCAUUUGGUUGUACAUUUGUGUGUGGAGCUGGCUGCUUUCAUUGGUGUUUGAAAGUAAUGAGCCCCAGCUCUAAUCUGGCAGCAAAUCCCUCUCACAUUAUUCUUCAUUUUAUUUCCUCAGUAAUAUGGCAAACAAAUUGGUAAUAAACUAGAAAAGGCCUUGAGGAAUGCAAUUUAUUGGAAGUAAAUGCAGCAUUGUAACUUAUCUGGAUACAUUUAUCAGACCUCCUUGGAUUCUAACGCAAAGUGUUCAAUCUGGUUAUUCACACUUGAAUGACAGCAUUUACCCCUAUAUUUCAACUGGUCUGGUCCAUUUCCUGAACUGCAGAGUGGGCAGAAUAGAAGAGAAUACCGUAGCUGGCAUACUAUCCGUCAAACAGAUCCUCAAAAUCCAUGACCCUUUUACAAGAGAGACUAGUCUUUGUGCAGCGUUCAAAGGCAGCAGAAGGAUGAAUAGAUGGUCCCUUGAUGCAUGUCUGUCUCAGGUCUUUGGUUGGAGAGAACUGAAGUGAUUUUCCCCUCAGUCAGCAGAGUCUGUGUCCCCUUGGCAGGCUGGUUGAGGCUGGUUCUCUCUCUGCUCCAGACUGCUCUGCUGCUUCCCCAGGCCUGUUGUCUGAUGGGCAGACUGAGGGACUGGCCCGUGAAACAACCGAGACCCACCCAGGCUCAGCCAGGACCGGAAGCUCCAUCCUGACUCCCCCGAAACAGCUUUACCAGCCCCUCAACACCACACACACGCACACACACACACACACACACACACACAUACACACACACACACACAGCCUCCUCUCAAUCUUCUGCAACAACCCCACAAGAUGGCUGACAUGAAAUGGCAUUUUACAGAGGAAGCAAUAUUCUUAUCCCUGUCUUGCAGUUUCCUCUUCCAACGAGUCCAGUUCCAACUAAUGGCUUCAAUAUGAGGUUACUUUUAGUCUUCACAUUUUGGCAUUUUGUUGUAUCAGCUCCUUUUUCUUGGAGGCAGUCCAAGUUUGAAUCAGUAAAAGGUGAGCUGUGUUUCCUCUCUGUCUGGGCUCUGAAGCUAUAAAGGAACUCUUCAGCUUCAGUUGCAUUUUGAUGUGGUGAGAUCUUUGGCGUUGUAGCGUGACUCUCUUUAACUUCCAGUGUGCUGUAUGGACUAGACUACCUUAGCAUUUAGACAGGAUUCAACUUUACCUCUUGAACACAACUCCAAUCAUCUUUCUCCGAUCGACUACGCAAUGGCCUCUGAGUUUAUCCGAACUUCAGAUGAAACUUAAUAUUAGAAAUGGUAAGUUUCUCACAUUAUAUUAGCCUCCAUUGUCUCCUGCCUCUGAUUGUCCAAUGUCCACAAAGGAGUUAAACUGAAGGAAUCACCCAUUUUGAAUGUUAAAACAUUUUUGUGCAUCUCUGAGCGGUGUUCUAUCGAUUCCCGGGGUAAUUUCAUGUUUUCAUGUGAAUCUGAGCUAUUGACGUUAAAGCAUGCAGAAAUGCAGCCGGAAUGAUGAGUUUCGCAUCAUAUGAACAGCCUGCUCUAAAUCUGAAUUUCUUCUAGGGCUGUCCCAAACAACAACAAAAUCUUAGUCGACCGAGAGCCGUCUGUUCUUUCGACAAAUCGAUUGGUCUAAAUUUUUUAACGUGUAUUUUUUUUAGGAUGUGUAGACACAUCCUAUGUAUUUUAAUCAUGUCAACUAUAUGCACUGAGCUUGUCUGAUGCUUUAAGCACGCUGUUUGAUUAAAUAAUUAAGACACACAAAUUACUAGAGGGAGUCCAACCACAAUGGCGCCGGAGGGGAUGGCAGCCGUUUUACGGGCUCCUAACCAACUGUGCUAUUUUGUGUUUUUUCGCGUUGUUUGUAACUUAUUUUGUACAUUAAUGUUGCUGCUACCGUCUCUUAUGACCGAAAAUAGCUUCUGGAUAUCAGAACAGCGAUUACUCACAAAGAACUGGACCAAGAUUUUUUCUUUAAUGAGUCCGACGCGAAGGAUAAACUGCUUCUCUGAGACCAGGCCCAAAUCCCGUCAUUCACGUGAAGAAAAUACGGAAACACAGGGGGCGGAGAUCGGGGUUCCUUGUGAGAAUUCAUCAGACGAUUGGGUAACCCGCCUCUACCAUCCGUUCUAAUGGCCAAUGUGCAAUCACUGGAGAAUAAACUGGAUGAUCUCCGUUAAAGUCUAUCCUACUGACGGGACAUAAAAAACUGUAAUAUCUUAUGUUUCCCCGAGUCGUGUCUGAACGACGACACGGAUAAUAUACAGUUGGCUGGGUUUUCCGUGCAUCGGCAGGACAGAACAGCUACAUCUGGUAAGACGAGAGGUGGGGGUGUGUGUCUAUUUGUCAAUAACAGCAGGUGCGCAAUGUCAAGGAAGUCUCGAGAUAUUGCUCGCCUGAGGUAGAGUACCUCAUGAUAAGCUGUAUACCACACCAUCUACCAAGAGAGUUUUCAUCUAUAUUUUUGUAGCCGUCUAUUUACCACCACAAACUGAUGCUGGCACUAAGACCACACUCAACGAGCUGUAUAAGGCCAUAAGCAAACAAGAAAAUGCUCAUCCAGAAGCGGCACUCCUAGUGGCCGGGGACUUUAAUGCAGGCAAACUUAAAUCCGUUUUACCUCAUUUCUACCAACAUAUCACAUGUGCAACCAGAGGGGAAAAAAACGCUAGACCACCUUUACUCCACACACAGAGGUGCAUACAAAGCUCUCCCUCGCCCUCCAUUUGGAAAAUCUGACCAUAAUUCAAUCCUCCUGAUUCCUCCUUACAAGCAAAAACUAAAGCAGGAAGUACCAGUGACUCGCUCAAUAAGGAAGUGGUCAGAUGACACGGAUGCUACGCUACAGUACUGUUUUGCUAGCACAGACUGGAAUAUGUUCCGGGAUUCAUCCAAUGGCAUUGAGGAGUAUACCACAUCAGUCACCGGCUUCAUCAAUAAGUGCAUCGACGAUGUCGUCCCCACAGUGACCGUACGUACAUAUCCCAACCAGAAGCCAUGGAUUACAGGCAACAUCGGCACCGAGCUAAAGGCUAGAGCUGCCGCUUUCAAGGAGCUGGACACUAAUCCGGACGCUUAUAAGAAAUCCCGCUAUGCCCUCAGACGAACCAUCAAACAUGCAAAGUGUCAAUACAGGACUAAGAUUGAAUCCUACUACACCGGCUCUGACGCUCGUCGGAUAUGGCAGGGCUUGCAAACUAUUACAGACUACAAAGGGAAACCCAGCCGCGAGCUGCCCAGUGACGCGAGCCUACCAGAUGAGGUAAAUGCCUUUUUAUGCUCGCUUCGAGGUAAGCAACACUGAAGCAUGCAUGAGAGCACCAGCUUUACCGGACGACUGUGUGAUCACACUCUCCGUAGCCGAUGUGAGCAAGACCUUUAAACAGGUCAACAUUCACAAGGCCGCGGAUUACCAGGACGUGUACUCAGGGCAUGCGCGGAACAACUGGCAAGUGUCUUCACUGACAUUUUCAACCUCUCCCUGACCGAGUCUGUAAUAUCAACAUGUUUAAAUGACUACCGCCCCGUAGCACUCACAUCGGUAGGCAUGAAGUGCUUUGAAAGGCUGGUCAUGACUCACAUCAACACCAUCACUCCGGAAACCCUAGACCCACUCCAAUUUGCAUACAGCCCCAACAGAUCCACAGAUGACGCAAUCUCAAUCGCACUCCACACUGCCCGUUCCCACCUUGACAAAAGGAACACCUAUGUGACAAUGCUGUACAUUGACUACAGCUCAGCGUUCAACACCAUAGUGACCCUGGGACUCAACACCUCCCUCUGCAACUGGAUCCUGGACUUCCUGACGGGUCGCCCCCAGGUGGUAAGGGUAGGCAACCACACAUCUACCACACUGAUCCUCAACACGGGGGCCCCUCAGGGGUGCGUGUUUAGUCCCCUCCUGUACUCCCUGUUCACACACGACUCCAACACCAUCAUUAAGUUUGCUUACGACACAACAGUGGUAGGCCUGAUCACCGACAACGAUGAGACAGCCUAUAGGGAGGAGGUCCGAGACCUGGCAGUGGGGUGCCAGGACAACAACCUCUCCCUCAACGUGAGCAAGACAAAUGUAUUCAAAAUAAAAACCGAAUACAUUAUUUACAUAAGUAUUCAGACCCUUAGCUAUGAGUCUUGAAAUUGAGCUCAGGUGCAUCCUGUUUCCUUUGAUCAUCCUUGAGAUGUUUCUACAUCUUGACUAGAGACCACAUGUGGUAAAUUGAAUUGAUUGGACAUGAUUUGGAAAGGCACACACCUGUCUAUAUAAGGUCCCACAGUUGAAAGUGCAUGUCAGAGCAAAACCAAGCCAUGAGGUCAAAGCAAUUGUCCGUAGAGCUCCGAGACAGGAUUGUGUCGAGGCAUAGAUCUGGGGAAGGUUACCAAAACAUUUAUGCAGCAGUGAAGGCCCCCAAGAACACAGUGGCCUCCAUCAUUCUUAAAUGGAAGAAGUUUGAAACCACCAAGACUCUUCCUAGAGCUGGCCGCCUGGCCGAACUGAGCAAUCGGGAGAGAAGGGCCUUGGUCAGGGAGGUCACCAAGAACCCGAUGGUCACUCUGACAGAGUUCCUCUGUGGAGAUGGGAGAACCUUCUAGAAUGACAACCAUCUCUGCAGCACUCCACCAGUCAGGCAUUUUAUGGUAGAUUGGCCAGACGGAAGCCACUCCUCAGUAAAAGGCACAUGACAGCCCGCUUGGAGUUUGCCAAAAGGCACAUAAAGGACUCUCAGACCAUGAGGAACAAGAUUCUCUGGUCUGAUGAAACCAAGAUUGAACUCUUUGGCCUGAAUGCCAAACGUCAUGUCUGGAGGAAACCUGGCACCAUCCCUACGGUGAAGCAUGGUGGUGGCAGCAUCAUGCUGUGGGGAACUUUUUCAGCGGCAGGGGCUGGGAGACUAGUCGGGAUCGAGGGAAAGAUGAACGGAGCAAAGUACAGAGAGAUCCUUGAUGAAAACCUGCUCCAGAGAGCUCAGGACCUCAGACUGGGGGCGAAGGUUCACGUUCCAACAGGACAACGACCCGAGGCACACAGCCAAGACAACGCAAGAGUGGCUUCGGGACAAGUCUCUGAAUGUCCUUGAGUGGCCCAGCCAGAGCCCGGACUUGAACCCGAUUGUACAUCUCUGGAGAUACCUGAAAAUAGCUGUGCAGCGACGCUCCCCAUCCAACCUGACAGAGCUUGAGAGGAUUGCAGAGAAGAAUGGUAGAAACUCCCCAAAUACAGGUGUGCUAAGCUUGUAGCGUCAUACCCAAGAAGACCCGAGGCUGUAGUCACUGCCAAAGGUGCUUCAACAAAGUACUGAGUAAAGGGUCUGAAUACUUUUAUAUAAAUGUGAUAUUUCUGUUUGCAAAAGUUUCUAAAAACCUGUUUUUGCUUUGUCAUUAUGGGGUAUAGUGUGUAGAUUGGUGAGGGGAAUUUUUUUUAAAUCCAUUUUAGAAUAAGGCUGUAACGUAACAAAGUGUGGAAAAAGUCAAGGGGUCUGAAUACUUUCCGAAUGCAGUGUAUAUGGAUGAUUUAUAAAGCCAGGCCCAUUUAACAGUUAGGCUAUUGAUUAUAGACCUAAUGAAGUUGGGGUUUCCUCUCCUCACUUUUCUUAGACAAUUAAGGCAUGUGCAGUUUUCUCGUCUCCUAACUCCACUGCUGCCUCCACCACAUUGCUCUCAACACUGAUAUGCUGGUUAACUUUGCUAUUAUGCACAUAGCAACAUGGUGUCGGAAAAGGCGCCAAUUCAGCUGAUGUGUUUCAGAACUGUGGACAGCUACCGCUAUCCAACGUGGGAGAAACACAUUUGUUAUUAAAUAAUAUUAUUUUUAUUAGUGUUGCUCCAUUGUUCUUAUGUAAUAUAACCAUAUACAUUUUCAGUAGCACAUGUCUUAGAGUGAUGGACUGUGCCAUCCCCACGGUCUCCACAAUGGAUUAGUCCACUCAGACAGUACACCAUGAACGUUAUAUUUCUUUUUUUGCUACUGCUCAACUAAAGAGAUCUCGGUCGACCAGUCGACUGCAUGGGGUCUGCCAUAAUUUCUUCACACAACUGGUUAUACCGGUUUCUCUGCAGUUCUCAUGUGUUUUUCCCUCGUGCUUUGAAUGGCUGUUUUCGGCAGGUCCCUCCUUUUACAAAAAAAGUAUGCGAUACAGCAAGAUAUGUUUCACGGCUGCUUUACUUUGAUUCGGGUGUUGUGUUCUCUAACUGCAGGGCUAAGACUUGAACAUUACAACGGUAGUAGAGCGUUUCAUCAUACUUUUGACGCGCUGAGUAGUCGAAUGAAGGUUUGCUUUACUGAGAAGACUCACAGGUUGAUUAUCAGUACACGCCAUCUCUAGAUCUUCCAGUCAAGUCUUAACAGUAUGCUGCCCACACUGUUCUCAUGGUACUCCAGUAUUAUUAGCCUAGACUAUCAGAUAAAAGCUGUUAUCUUUACUCUCUCUCUGUGCAUGAAGGUUGUGCAUUAAAUUUUUUCUAUAGCCUAGUAUAUGUGACAUCUUUUUGGAUAGUGCACAUUGGUUGGUUUAUUGAUUGAUUGGCUGAUGUGCCUACCAAGCAAAAAGCCCAGAGUUAAGCCAGGAUUUAAAGGGAUACUUUGGGAUUUUGGCAAUGAAGCCCUUUAUCCACUUCCCCAGAUUCAGAUUAACUCAUGGAUACCAUUUUUAUGUCUCUAGUAUGAAAGUUAAAAGGUAGUUUCACAUGCCAAUGCUAACUAGCAUGCUAGCAGUUACCAUAGACUUCCAGUCAUUGUGCUAACGCUAGUUAGCAACUUCCUUCAAACUGCAUGCACAGAAAAUAGUAUCCAAGAGUUCGUCUGACUCUGGGGAAGUAGAUAAAGGGCUUCAUUGCCAAAAUCCUGAAGUAUCCUUUUAACCCCUACCUUGUACCUUCAGCACCCAGAAGCCCAUAGUAGUGAUUCUGAGCCAGUCUAACCAACCUCAUGCCACACACAGUCUCUCAGCCCGCAGACAGGAACCUCCUGUCAGUCAGAUCUAACAGCAGACUCCAACAGGAAGCAGCAGUUUGAUGCUACAGGAAGAGCUAGCUGCAGGAGCCUCCCCUCGCAAUUGGCCAAUCGGCCCACUAGAGGUGUCAACAGACGCCGCAUUGUUGCUCAGGAAGUCUAGCGCCCCUUCUGUGCGGCUAUUGUUUAUCUCCCAGCCUUCCUGCGUUUCUACUCUUCGCUGGCUAUAUAUAGCCAGACUGGGUGCCCGAUGGCACUACAGUGCUGACACACAACAAUGGCCUGAGCUCCUGCAAUACCAAUCCUUUUGUUUUGGCCAUUCAUCAGCAGCUACUUAGCAAUUUGUCAGUCACCUACUGUGAGCUAUGCUACAUCAAAUUAGCUUAGGUCUCAAGGGAUGUGAUCGUUUGCUCAUAUUUUAGGUCAUAUUUUGCCCCCUGUUUUAAAUCUUUACAUUCUUGCGAAGCUCACUAGUUGUCUCUGUUCACCGGCUAGGAACAUAAGUGUCUGUGUAUUAUUUUCCAAGUAACCAGCACAGGUUCUCAUGUAACAGGCCAGCCAAGUUGUACAGUUUUCAUGGCAUUGACCACAGCCUGUAUCUUGAUGGGUCCUUGCUAUCAGGGAUCAUUGGGACGUCCCUACCCCCAAUUGAAGUUUACAUUUAAAAUGGUUAAGGUAAGGGUUAUGGUUAAGGUUAGGGUUUAGGGUAGGGACGUCCCAAGGAUACCGGAUAGCACUAACAUAUCUUGAUGUGGUUCCCUGGGUGUGGCUCCUUGAAAUGGGACCAGUCUGGUGAGCCAUGGCAUUGGAGCGAGACUCCCUGAAGCCCUGACUGGCUGCAGUACACAGGAUAUUGUACUAAUAUGUGGCUGUCCAUCCUCUGACUGCAGCAGAGCAGAUGCAUAUUGAAGCAAUUUAACCAGAGACCUCUCCAAUCAAAUCUCUUUAUUCUUUCCACUGAGCUGACAUUCAACCCCUUUUGUUUAUUUUCCAGUCAAGACAAAUGAGUGCAGCUUGAUUACUCAGGCCUGUUGAAAUGUGUUUAUCUGAGAUGGGGCUGUCAAUUCUUUCAACCAAAUUCUGUAUUUUCAGCUAUUUGAAGCUGGGGUACAAAACUGAAAGUAAAAGGAGAAGGGGCUAGCUGCAUCCCAAUAUGACGACCGGAGUAUGGGCGAGUGGGUGUGUCGAAAGGAAAAUAAUGGGCUUUGGAAAGGAGUGGGUGUGUCGAAAGCACUCUGCUAUAGGUUAGACCAGGGGUGUCAAACGUCCGGCCCACGGGCCGGAUCAGGCCCGCAAACAGGUUUAAUCCGGCCCGCGAGAUUAUUUUGUAAAGUAUAAAAAUGUGCUGCAAUUUUUCAAUAAAAUAAACCGCUGUUCCAAUUGCGUCCACUGGAUGGCGCAAUAGCAAUUUUGUUAAGCAAACUGUUUAUACCGGGGCAGAGCAAGUAGGUCAAGCAAGUGCAGCCAGUCCGGAUGAGCUACUUUGUUUUGCCAGCGAUUAUUAUUACGGCUUCUACUUUUAACAUUAUGUGCUUUGGCACCCUCAUUGCCCUAAUAUGUCUCUAUCAAAAAAGAGAAAAGUGGACGCAGUGUUCCAAGAAAAAUGGUCAUCCUCCUAUUUAUUCACGGAAUUGAAUGGGAAAGCUGUAUGUUUUGUGUGUUCACAGCAUGUUGCAGUGCUGAAAGAAUAUAGCCUUCGUCGCCACUAUGUGAGUCUUCAUGCCGACAAAUAUGACAACUUUCAAGGACAGCGGAGAAGAGAGAAGGUGAAUGAACUGUUGGCGGGUCUGAAGAAACAGCAGUCUGUGUUUACUCACAGCCGAGACAUCCGUGACGCUGCAGUGAAAGCUAGCUACCUCAUUGCUAAUGAAAUCGCAGUGGCUUCAAAACCAUUUAGUGAGGGUGAAUUUGUAAAAACAUGCAUGAUGAAGGCAGCGGAGAUUGUGUGCCCUGAAAAGCGCCAGGCUUUUGCAAAUAUCAGCCUGACAAGAAAGAUUUCCGAUCUUUCAGUGGAUUUGGACAGCCAGUUGAAGCAAAAAGUAAAGUAAUUUAUUGCGUUUUCGGUUGCAAUUGAUGAAAGCACGGACAUUACAGAUGUUGCACAACUGGCCAUUUUCAUCCGCGGAGUUGAUGACACAUUGACCGUCACCGAGGAGUUCGUGGAGUUGGUGCCGAUGACAGAUACAACGACAGCAGCUGAUAUUUUCACCGCACUCGUCGGCGCGCUGGACAGGGUCGGAGUGGACUGGUCCCGCGCUGUCAGCCUGGCUACAGAUGGUGCGCCCUCAAUGAUCUGGAAAAAAGCAGGCGUUGUGACAAAGUUCAGAGAGAAAGUGCAAUCUGCAAAUGGAGGACGUGAUUUUUGGACUUUUCACUGUAUUUUGCACCAGGAGGCUUUGUGUUGCAAGUCAUUAAAGAUGGAUAACGUCAUGAAGGUGGUCAUCCAAACUGUUAAUUUCAUCCAAUCCAGAAGCCUGAAUCACCGUCAGUUUGACAGCCUUCUCAGAGAGAAAGACCACAUCUAUGGCCUGCCAUACCACACUGAGGUAAGAUGGUUAAGCCGAGGUGCUGUGCUGAGGCAUUUCUUUGAUUUACGAGAAGAAAUUGAACAGUUCAUGGAAGAAAAGGGCAAACCAGUGUUAGAAUUUCAUUCCGCAGAAUGGAUGCAGGACCUUGCAUUUAUGGUGGAUGUUAUAGAGCACCUGAAUAACUUGAACAAACAGCUGCAAGGGCGCAACAAAGUUGUCACGCAGUAUUAUGACAGCAUACGUUCUUUCAAGUUGAAGCUGUCAUUGUGGGAGACGCAACUCGCCGGUGGUGAUGCAGCUCACUUCCCAUGUCUGAAAAAUGUGUGCGCAACCCAACAUGUGGCAGACAUGAAGCGGUUCAAAGAUAAAAUAACGGGACUGUUACGGUAGUUUGUGCAACGCUUUCAGAUUUUUGGUGAACUAGAGAAAGACUUCAACGUUUUUUGCUCGCCAUUCACCGUGAAUCCCUCUGAUCUGCCCGUCAGCAUCCAACUUGAAAUAAUAGACUUGCAGUGUGACUCGGAUUUGAAGGGCAAAUUUGCCGCAGCUGGCUUGGACACAUUUUAUCAGAAUCUCUUGCCAGGUUACCCCAACUUGACAGCCCUCGCUGCAAAACUGUUGUGCAUGUUUGGAACCACAUAUCUUUGUGAGCAAGUUUUCUCUGUAAUGAGCAUAAAUAAAACAAAGCUGUGCUCAAGGCUCACGCACGAGCACUUGAAUCACAUCCUGAAGUUGGCUGCCACUCAGGAUGUGACGCCUAAUAUUGAUGCGCUGGUGAAAGCUAAAAGAUGCCAGGUAUCAGGAGUCAAAUAAACUAUGCAACCCCAUUUAAAGUGCUGCAUGAGACACCCUGAUAUAGUUAUGUGAUCUGUGAUAUACUUCUGUGAAUCACUGAGGCAUUGUGUUCUUUUUCUUUAGAAUUUUCAAAUAAACUUGAAGUGUUUUAUGAUUAAUAGUGAUGUUGUGCUUGUACUAUUUUGGACACACUGUCCUCAGGCUCCAGCUUUAUGUUUUAUGUUGAUCGUAUUAAAACAAAGAAAACAAUCUGAAGUUGUUGUUUUUAAGUUAUAUAUACCAUGAUUUUACCGGUCCGGCCCACUUGGGAAUAGAUUUUCCUCCAUGUGGCCCCUGAGCUAAAAUGAGUUUGACACCCCUGGGUUAGACGGUUGUGAUUAAGCUGUGGGUUUUUUUUCUUCGGUUUCUUACUGUGCAACUACCGUACAUUGGGCUACGAGCAAGAGUUUGGACUUCUGUUUUUAAGCCAGAGGGUGUCUGAGUCUUAUUUCACUGUUAGUUUUACACAAGUAAUUUUACAUUUUUCAGUUGUAAAACUGACAAUGUUUUAUUUAAGUAUUGAUGAUGGGUAUACUGUUGCUUCAUGCCUUAUGUAUCAAGGUGAAAUCUAGAUCGUUAUCUAUAUUAGUUAUUUCUUGUGUAGGCUGCUUUCCUACUUGAAAUAAAAUAAUGGGAGAGAAAAAAUGUGCCAUGUUAGCUACCGGCGGCGACACAACCAUGAUACCCAGUAGGAAGCACUUCAAGUCGGCAGGCAUAACACCGGAGCACUGGUCGCCGGCUUAAUAUCGACUCAUAGUGCAGCCCAAUCAGCCAGGCAAAACAGUCUUGAGUGGCAACAAAUCUGCCCAGUUAGCUGAUUGGCUUUCCAUACACCCACUCCUUUCGACAUACCCACUCACUCAUACUCCGGUCGCCAUAUUGGGCUGCAGCUACCCAUACUUGAGUAAAAGACGCAAAAAUAAAACUUAAGAAUGGGAAGCAUAGAAAUAGCAUACAUAGAACAGAUCUACCACUUCUUAGACUUGCUUUCAAUGAGAAUGACAGAUCUAUAACCCACAUUUCUUUGUGAAUUUUGUUGGGUCGCCCCAAAAAGUUACAUAUUACAGGUUUAAUGAUGGGAGGCUCAGUUGAGUUGUGCCUGGAGUCCUUUGUCUGCUUAGCCAUGUAGAUGACCUGCAGCAAGGCGAAGCAUAAAGGAAAAGUUGUGCAGUUAUAUCUAACUAUCAUGUGAAUGUCCCACAGCAUCUCUGACCGUCAAUCAGAUUGGCCUUGUAAUUUAUAGUACCACUGGUGUUUUGCUCUUAUUCUUGUGAGUACUGUUGUUUGUUGUGUUGUUCCAGUAUUGGUGCUAUCACAUCAGCCUACAGUUAUAGAUUAUGCAGAUAGAGCCUGAUUUGUUACUUACGAUGUGUUUCCAAUUAAUAUAUUGUGCAUGUAGCCAAGUGGUUGAGAGGUGUCAGAGCCUGGCAGUGAUACUGGGAAACAAAUGGCAGUAAUUUAAACGAAGGAUCCUUCUACUGAGGUGCCUGUCUGUGCAAUAACAAUGAAGGCUAUGAUUAGUAAGGAGAACUGGUUGGAGUCUGAGGCAGCCAACUGAGGGACUGAAUGGGGAUAUAGGCCCUUGGAAAUAUACAGGGGGUUUGGCUGCCAGGGAACACAAGAGAAAGGAGCCAGUCAAGACAGGCAAAGACGUCAUGAUCACACACACACACACUCACACACACACACACACAUCCUUUAUUUCACUAUGCAGACUCGUUUCCGUAGACUCUGCUUGGUUAGCCAAGCCGUUAAGCCACUUCCUCAUACCUGAUGUGCCUCGCAACCAAUCAGAAAGGGUUAUGGCUAGCAACCAAUCACAAAGGCUGCAGAGCGGUAUGUUUCAAUGUGAAUGAUGCUGUGAGCCUGUGACAUGUUUAGCAUUUCCUCCACGGCAGAGAGGCAGAGUGCAGGGGAAUGUUCCCAGGGUCUGCUAGCCUUCACCCUGGGACAACCGUUUGACAACACUGGGCAGUCAAUGCCAGCUGACAGUGUCUUAUCCUGGCCCAGUGUCAAUGUUAUCGCCCCCUCAGUAAACAACGCUCACACACUAGCAUGUACACAUUCUCCUGAGGUGAGCCCCAGCUCUGGGAAGGAGGAGUCUAAAUGUUACAACAGGUCCAUGUUAAACCACAUAUUUCGUCCACGGAUGAUGAUGUUUCAGCCAGGCUUUUCAGUCUUUUCUCCUCAGUCAACUCCUGUCUCUCUUACUCUGACAUUUACCUCGCAUUAUGAAGUUAUUUUCAUAAAAUGUAACCUUUUUUCUGAGCCCUCAAAAAUGUAUUCCGUUUACGAUUCUUCAAGCAGCACUCAUCCUGGAGGUUAAGUUGAUAUAGUGAGUGUAAAUCUGCUCAUGGAUUGAGAACACAAAGAGCACUAGGUAAAGAGAGAGUAAUACCAGGACAGCCAUUCUAGGAACAGUGGAAAUAGGUCAACAGUUCACUGUAAGGAUUCUUAAUCAGACCCCCUCUGUGUGGCCCCCCACCCCUUAAAUCAGCUCAACCACCAAUGUAUCAAAUUCUGACUGCAACUGGUGCUCCCCGCAGGAUGUGGCUCCUAUUUAAGAUGUACAGAGUCAACUUCUCCUGUGGCUGCCUUUUGUGUGUGUGUGUGAGAACAGGGCUGUCCAUUCAGACUGGUGGCAGGGCUGGGUGUGUACCCCUGGCUGGGGUUGGCUGUAGCCUGAGGGAGACUAGUUCUCUGGACCUAACACAGGCCCCCCAUACCCCCAUCAAUCAUACUGGCCUAGUGUCACCCCCUGGACUUCUGCAAGAGAGUAGAAAGGAGGGGGGAGGUUAGGGGAGGAUAGAGGCAGGGAGAGAAAUAAUACUUUAACUAUUUGACAUAAUAUGACACUUGAAAUGUCUUUAUUCUUUUGGAACUUUUGUGAGUGUAAUGUUUACUCUACAUUUUUUGUUGUUUAUUUCACUUUUGUUUAUUAUCUAUUUCACUUGCUUUAGCAAUGUAAACAUAUGUUUCCCAUGCCAAUAAAGCCCUUUAAAUUGAAAUUGAAUUGAAUUGAAAGAGGGGAGGGGAGGAUGGCUCCAGCCCCCCCCCCCCUCUCUCUCUCUCAGCUGCUGUUUUCAUCUAGUGUUGACUUCUAGACUGGGGUAGCUGUGUUGUCAUUCUGAGCAGACUUUUGUUGUUGACAACAGCCCCAGUAUUAGCACAAGUGUAGUUAUUCAUGUUUCCUAACUGUAUAAUGACUUUAUGGUUCACACAGUGAAAGUAACCCCCCCCCUCUCUCUACUAGGCGUUUGGGAAUGCCAAGACGGCCCACAACAACAACUCCAGCCGCUUUGGGAAGUUCAUCCAGGUCAACUACCUGGAGAGUGGGGUGGUGAGAGGGUGAGUACUUACCACUGGCCCACACUGUGUGUUGUGAUGACACACUCAAUCCUCCUGUCCGACUUACCCUGUAAACACACACUCCAUCCCUGGUGGAUGUUCCUGAGUGUGUGUUUGCAUGUAACGCUUUAAACACACACACACAGACACACAGAAACCUCCAUGAGACUGCAGACAGCCACUGUUACUUCCAUCAUACCAUACAAGGCUAUUGAGAAGCACUGUAGUGUGUUUGUUUCUGUUGUGAUUCCUCUUUGAGGCCUGCAGCCCCAACCACGUUACUGCACAGCCUCCUUCCUCUCUCUGCCUGCAGUCUCUCUGGUUACUGCCUGCAGUCUCAUUGGUUAAUGCCUGCAUCACAUGCCCUGUCAUUUCCUCUCUAACAGAGGAAGAGAGCGCUUAUCGUAAAGUUUAAUAAAGCGUCAAUAUCAAAAUGAAACAUGAGUGUUCGACAUGAGCUUACUGUACUAUACAGACAUCCAUUGAUUCCCAACCUGAUUAGAAGGUCUUAAAACAGGGACUCAUCAUUUUAUAUUGAAUUGCUUAGCUUGAGAGGGGAGAAAGUAAUUGAAUAAGAACUGUUGAAAGUUGCUGUUGAGACUUCAGUGGCUGUGCUAGUGCUGGUUGAGCUUGUUAUGCUUGUAGUAAAGUGUCUGUCAGUCAGAAGCCAUUGAUUACAGCAGGACAGUGCUGACAUUCUGCUAAACAAAGGCUUGCUGUGUGCAGCAGAGAGUGGAGCAGCCAAGGCCGCUCUAUAGAGGAGAUUAUUACCAAGGGAAACCCUGGGACUAGUGCUCAGCACUGCACUGGCAGUGUGUUUUCAUUCACUACAUUACACUCUGCCUGCCUGGCUGGUUACAGGGUCUCACUGGGAUGGGAGAUGGGCUGCCUGUGGCAUGGCUCCUUAGUUUAAGACUAGACUAGCGAUAAAGUAAGAUCCUCUGCCUGUUUGUGUAUCUGUCUCUUCGUGUGGCAGCUAGCCUAGAGCGGCAGGUAGCCUAGCGCUUAAGAGCAUUGGGCCAGUAACCGAAAGGUCACUGGUUCGAAUCCCCGAGCCGACUAGGUUCACUUAACCCUAAUUGCUCCUGUAAGUUGCUCUGGAUAAGAGCGUCUGCUAAAUGACUAAAAUGUAAAAUGUGUGUGGUUGUAUAUGUCUCUAUCUCCGUGUGUGUCUCUGUCUCCGUGUGUGUCUCUGUCUCUGUGUGUGUCUCUGUCUCUGUGUGUGUCUCUGUCUCUAUGUGUGUCUCUGUCUCUGUGUGUGUCUCUGUCUCCGUGUGUGUCUCUGUCUCUGUGUGUGUCUCUGUCUCUGUGUGACGUGUGUGUCUCUGUCUCUGUGUGUGUCUCUGUCUCUGUCUCCGUGUGUGUCUCUGUCUCUAUCUCUGUGUGUGUCUCUGUCUCUAUCUCUGUGUGUGUCUCUGUCUCUAUCUCUGUGUGUGUCUCUGUCUCUGUGUGUGUCUCUGUCUCUAUCUCCGUGUGUGUCUCUGUCUCUGUGUGUGUCUCUGUCUCUGUGUGUGUCUCUGUCUCUAUCUCCGUGUGUGUCUCUAUCUCCGUGUGUGUCUCUAUCUCCGUGUGUGUCUCUGUCUCCGUGUGUGUCUCUGUCUCUGUGUGUGUCUCUGUCUCUGUGUGUGUCUCUGUCUCUGUGUGUGUCUCUGUCUCUGUGUGUGUCUCUGUCUCUGUGUGUGUCUCUGUCUCUGUGUGUGUCUCUGUCUCUGUGUGUGUCUCUGUCUCUGUGUGUGUCUCUGUCUCCGUGUGUGUCUCUGUCUCCGUGUGUGUCUCUGUCUCUAUCUCCGUGUGUGUCUCUGUCUCCGUGUGUGUCUCUGUCUCUGUGUGUGUCUCUGUCUCUGUGUGUGUCUCUGUCUCUGUGUGUGUCUCUGUCUCUGUGUGUGUCUCUGUCUCUGUGUGUGUCUCGGUCUCUGUCUCUGUCUCUGUGUGUCUCUGUCUCUGUCUCUGUGUGUCUCUGUCUCUGUCUCUGUGUGUGUCUCUGUCUCUGUGUGUAUCUCUGUUUCUGUGUGUGUCUCUGUCUCUGUGUGUGUCUCUGUCCUCUGUGUGUGUCUCUGUCUCUGUCUCUGUGUGUGUCUCUGUCUCUGUGUGUGUCUCUGUCUCUGUCUCUGUGUGUGUCUCUGUCUCUGUCUCUGUGUGUGUCUCUGUCUCUGUGUGUGUCUCUGUCUCUGUCUCUGUGUGUGUCUCUGUCUCUGUCUCCGUGUGUGUCUCUGUCUCUGUCUCUGUGUGUGUCUCUGUCUCUGUGUGUGUCUCUGUCUCUGUGUGACGUGUGUGUCUCUGUGUGUGUCUCUGUCUCUGUGUGACGUGUGUGUCUCUGUCUCUGUCUCUGUGUGUGACUUGUGUAUGGACUCCAGUAUUUCCUGCCUGAAACUGCUUUGCUUUCUAUUAGAUCUGUUCUCUAUAGAGACACAAAGGGCCAGCUAGUGAAGUUUCCAUGCCCAGCGAAGGGUACUGGGCUCCCUCCCUGCCUGAGCUUCCAGUGUUAAAAUACACAGAGCAGCCAUAGGCCCUCUAUUCUUAGGGUGUCAACAAAGAUUAGCUUACAUGUUGUUUUUGUCAUAGUCAUGCCUAUGUAAAAAUGCAAUUAGCUCUAUGUUUAAACUGUUGAUCAUAGUGGCUGUGUUGUUGCACAUUAACAUGACCACGUCACUGUGUACACCAAACUGAGGUCGUCCAUAUCUGGACUCUUUGUUCAACUGUUUAUUGUUCCACCGACCAUCUGCUUAUGAUUCCCCUCCUCCUCAGUCACUACCACCCCACUUUCACUUAUACAACCCCUACACAUACAGACACACACAGCCACAAACGCGCACGCACGCAUACACACACACGAGACCCUCACCAGACACACUCCACAGCCAAGUGAAAGGACCAGACUAUCUUCAGUGUCACUUAAUUUAUGUUCUCUCUCUCCCUCCUCUCGCUCUCUCUUUCGGUCUCUUUUGAUUUCUCUCUAUCUCUCUCCCUCCCCCCUCUUUCCCUCGUUCUCAGAGCCAUCGUGGAGAAGUAUCUCCUGGAGAAGUCUCGUCUGGUCUCCAGAGAGAAUAACGAGAGGUAAAGGGCAACAGCAGGGGUCAUAACCUUUGACCCCCAAUGACCUGUGGAGGCCCUCUGUACAAACAGAUGGAGCUUCCCCCGGGGUGCCUUUUGAUAGUCAGAGAGAGACAUGCCAUGUCCAAGGGUGAUUCUCAGACCUAGACACAGAGCUAACUUUCUACCCAGCCUGAAUAUGUGCCAAAGAGUUGUGAUCAAUAUGGGAGAUUAUACUUAUUUUUUUGAUGAAUACAUAUUUAAUUGAUAAUUUAUUUACCCGGGAUAAGCACUGUAGUCCUACUAUUUCUACUUCAAAUGCCCUGGGUGGGGUUGGCAUAGCCUGUACAUAGAAUUAACCAUUGGACUAUUAUUCAUGUUAUUACUCACUAGGUAUGUGUCAGAGAGUUCUAGUAUUAUAUGAUAAUGGACUAGUCCUGUUGUUACUCAUAUACCAACAUGUCUGUUGAAAUGAGCUUCUGUUUUCAUCAUGUCUGUCUGCCUGUGAUGUCUGUGAGAUUCUCAGAAGUAAACAUGAGAACUCAUAACGCCUGUGUGCUUCUGCAACAAUGCAAGCCGACCGGCCGUCUGAUAGCAAGACUGGAAAAACUGAUAGCAGCAUUCACGCUGAUUACUAAACUGGCACGUUAUAUACACAGAGUCAAUGUUGGGUCAGGGAAACUAAUACUACCACAGUGUUGACUUUUGAUUCUCUUUAUUCCAGCAUUUAAAAAAAACAUCACCUUUUAAAUAACUUAAUGAUUUAUUCACGCCAGUUAAAAAUACAUAACCUUCUGUCCACCAAAUAACAGAAGCAAACAAAUAAGAAACGCAAAAACCACAUUGUAUCCACUGACCAAGCACACCAAAGACAGCACGUGACGUUCCAUUGUUCUGUCCCCCUUCAGGAACUACCAUGUGUUUUACUAUCUGCUGGUGGGAGCGUCAGAGGAGGAGCGCAAGGAGUUCAAACUGCUGCAGCCUGAAGAUUACCUCUACCUCAAACAGGUACUGUGGACACACACACACACAGUUAAAAUGUCAAAUCUUAUAUGAUUUUGCUUGUAUAGUAUGUUUAUUUCCUCUAUCCUAAGCAGUAUAUGCCUAGUUACUGUACACUCCCCCUGCAAGAAAGAACCACAUCCCCAUUAGCUAGUCCCUUAGGUGCCCUUGACGGAUGUUCUGCUGUGUUCUCUUGUGUACAUUACCUUAAUUAUCUUCCUCUACCGGAUGCCCUUGACUACAUAUAUUUAGAAUACAUUCCCUUGUACCCUGAUUCUCAUUAUAUUCAUGGGUUGUGCGUGUCUUAAUAAUCUCUGUAUUUGAACUGGCUCAAGGUAACAUUCCCCGUCUGAUUCAGUGUUAGUAAAUCUGGUAUGCGGAGUCAUUGUCAUGCAGUGAAUGGCCUGCAUAUCAUUUUAUAUUUGACAUUUUAGUCAUUUAGCAGACGCUCUUAUCCAGAGCGACUUACAGUUAGUGAGUGCAUACAUUUUCAUACUGGCCCCCCGUGGGAAACGAACCCACAACCCUGGUGUUGCAAGCGCCAUGCUCUACCAACUGAGCUACACAGGGCUAUGCUCUGUUCUCUGCACAUAUGUGCACUGCAUGUUAAUGAACCAUUCUCUCUCUCUCUCUGUCUCUCUGUCUCUGUCUCUCUCUGUCUCUGUCUCUGUCUCUCUCUCGCUCUCUCUGUCUCUCUCUCGCUCUCUCUCUGUCUCUCUCUCGCUCUCUCUCUGUCUCUCUCUUUGUCUCUCUUGUUCUCCCCUUCCCCUCUCUCCCCAUUCUGUCUUCUCCCUCUUCCUCUUCCUCCACCUCUCCCUCUCUCUCUGCAGCAAAACUUUAAGAUAGAAGAUGAGGAAGACCUGCAUCAUGACUUUGAGAGGCUGCAGCAGGCCAUGGAGAUGGUGGGCUUCCUGUCUGCCACUAAGAAACAGUGAGUGAACAUGCCCUGGUCAUGGGCCGUAAAUCUACACCACUAGAGUUAAUGUCUAUCCCUUACACACCAUUCGAUCCCUUAAAUGGCUGCCUAUACGUUAGUCAAAUACAGUAGGUCAUAUAGAUUUGCAUACUGUAGUCAGUUGUAUUACUUGGAACCUCUACAAGCACUGCCAUUAAACCCUUUCCUCUGAGGUAGUAGUCACAGUAGUUGGCAGUGAUGUGUCGAAACAAUGGAAAUAGAAUGUCUCUUCUAUUCAUUUGGAUUAUAUGGUAUGAUGAUUAUAUCCCUCGUCUGUACACUGUAGGAUCUUCUCUGUGCUGUCGGCCAUCUUGUACCUGGGCAACGUGACUUACAUGAGGAAAUCUACAGGCCGAGACGAGGGGCUGGACGUGGGACCCCCGGAGGUCCUGGCUACCCUCUCAGACCUGCUCAAGGUAAUAACGUCUGGUCUGCUGUUGUAGUCUACACCCCAAUCAACCAAUAGUCUUUACUCUGGGUCCUGGAGGGACCAAGUACUUUUGUCCCGACCAUAUACUAACACUUCUGAUUCAGCUAAUGAAGGUCUUUAUGAUGAGCUGAAUCAGGGCCUGCAUUCACAAAGCAUCUCAGUCAGGGUUGGAAUGCUGAUCUACGAUCAGGUCCCUCUGUCUUAUUCAUUAUGAUCUAAAAGGAAAAACUGAUCCUAGAUCAGCACUCCUACUCUGAAACACUUUGAGAAAAACGGGCCUAGGAUUAUUAGUGGUCCACUCAGACAAAGGUAUUUGAGGUUGAAAGCAUUACAAUAACCUAAACAUGUGGCUAGGUAUCUGUUUCAUCAUAACUAACAUCCCAAACAGUGAAUGUAUUUUAUUAUUGUCCAGUGAAGAUGGUUCCUCCCUAAUGAUUAUACAGGAAGCCUACUCUCCACUAAAUCAAAGUAUUUUAUUGUCCGUCCCCAGUAAUGUCGCAGGCCUUGAGAAUUGUGUGUGUGUAUGUAACCUCCCAGGUGAAAGAGGAGUUGCUAGUGGAGGCGCUGACUAAGAGGAAAACGGUGACAGUCAAUGACAAGCUGAUUCUGCCCUACAGCCACAGUGAGGUAGGCAACCAUCCACCGGUCUUCAAGGCCUAUCAUUAUCUUAAUGGGGUUAUUCCCCAGGCUAGUUGUGUGUCACGUGGCGGUCUCGUCUAUUUCCCUGUGUCUGUCUGUCUUCUCCGUCUGUGUCUGUCUUCUCCGUCUGUGUCUGUCUUCUCCGUCUGUGUCUGUCUUCUCCGUCUGUGUCUGUCUUCUCCGUCUGUGUCUGUCUUCUCCGUAUGUCUGUCUUCUCAGUUUUGUCUUCUCCGUCUGUGUCUGUCUUCUCCGUCUGUGUCUGUCUUCUCCGUCUGUCUGUCUUCUCUGUCUGUCUUCUCCAUCUGUGUCUGUCUGUCUGUCUUUGUCUGUCUUCUCCGUCUGUCUGUCUUUGUCUGUCUGUCUGUCUGUCUGUCUGUCUGUCUUCUCUGUCUGUCUGUCUUCUCCCUCUGUCUGUUUCUUCUGUCUGUCUUCCCAUUCGCUCCUAAUCUCUCUCUGUCUUUCUCUGUCUCGCUCUAUCUAUCUCUCUCUAUCUAUCUCUCUCUGUCUCGCUCUAUUUAUCUCUCUCUGUCUCUCUCUCUGUCUCGCUCUAUCUAUCUCUCUCUGUCUCUCUCUCUGUCUCGCUCUAUCUAUCUCUCUCUGUCUCUCUCUCUGUCUCGCUCUAUCUAUCUCUCUCUGUCUCGCUCUAUCUAUCUCUCUCUGUCUCUCUCUCUGUCUCGCUCUAUCUCUCUCUGUCUCUCUCUCUCUGUCUCUCUCUGUCUCUCUCUCUGUCUCGCUCUAUCUAUCUCUCUCUGUCCGUCUCUCUGUCCGUCUCUCUGUCUGUCAGGCCAUCACAGCGAGAGACUCCAUGGCCAAGUCUCUGUACAGCGCCCUGUUUGACUGGAUUGUCCUGCGCAUCAAUCACGCACUGCUCAACAAGAAAGACAUGGAGGAAUCUGUCCCGGUAAGAGAGAGAGAACAUGCAUGCACUUAGGAAUGCAGCUGAGAGUUUCCCCUCUCCAAUGUUUCGUCAGGGCCAGACAUGUCGGAAAUUCCUAAGGCCCCAGAAAUAACUUGAAGUAAAACAUAUCUUAUUAAGCAAUGAAUUUAUUCAACAAUUUUCAAAAAAAAUACCUUGCCAAAGCUCUAGUAUGAUACAAGUGACAUUGUGAAGCCAUUAACAACGUAUCUUUAUUUCUGACUGACCUACUGUAUGAUUUGGUCUGUGCCAGUGUUUGUCUAUAGGGGUCCUAGAUAUAUUUGGCUUUGAGGACUUUGAGACCAACAGCUUUGAGCAGUUUUGCAUCAACUAUGCCAACGAGCAGCUUCAGUAUUACUUCAACCAGCAUAUCUUCAAACUGGAGCAGGUGAGUUCGUCCUGGGUGCCUCUCAUAGAAAUACACUAUAUAUAAAAAAGUCUGUGAACACCCCUUCAAAUUAGGGGAUUCGGCUAUUUCAGCCACACCCAUUGCUGACAGGUGUAUACAAUCGAGCACACAGCCAUGCAAUCUCCAUAGACAAACAUUGGUGGUAGAAUGGCCGUACUGAAGAGCUCAGUGACUUUCAACGUGGCACCGUCAUAAGGAUGCCACCUUUUCAACAAGUUAGUUCGCCAAAUUUCUGCCCUGCUAAAGCUGCCCCAGUCAACUGUAAGUGCUGUUAUUGUGAAAUGGAAACGUCUAGGAGCAACAACGGCUCAGCCUCGAAGUGGUAGGCCACACAAGCUCACAGAACGGGACCGCCGAGUGUUGAAGCACGUAGCGCGUAAAAAUCGUCUGUCCUCGGUUGCAACACUCACUACCGAUUUCCAAACUGCCUCUGGAAGCAACGUCAGCACAAUAACUGUUCGUCGGGAGCUUCAUGAAAUGGGGUUCCAUGGCCGAGCAGCCGCACACAAGCCUAAGAUCACCAUGAGCAAUGCCAAGCAUCGGCUGGAGUGGUGUAAAACUCGCCACACUUGGACUGGAGCAGUGGAAACGCGUUCUCUGGAGUGAUGAAUCACACUUCACCAUCUGGAGGAUAAAUAAUGGUCUGGGGCUGUUUACCAUGGUUCGGAUUCCUUAGUUCCAGUGAAGGGGAAACACUACAGCAUACAAUGACAUUAUAGACGAUUCUGUGCUUUGAACUUUGUGGCAACAGUUUGGGGAAGGCCCUUUCCUGUUUCAGCAUGACAAUGCCCCGGUGCACAAAGCGAGGUCCAUACAGAAAUGUUUUGUCAAGAUCGGUGUGGAAGAACUUGACUGGCCUGCACAGAGCCCUGACCUCAACCCCAUCGAACACCUUUGGGUUGAAUUGGAAUGCCGACUGCGAGCCAGGCCUAAUCGCCCAACGUCAGUGCCUGACCUCACUAAUGCUCUUGUGGCUGAAUGGAAGCAAGUCCCCGCAGCAAUGUUCCAACAUCUACUGGAAAGCCUUCCCAGAAGAGUGGAGGCUGUUAUAGCAGCAAAGGGGGGACCAACACCAUAUUAAUUCUCAUGAUUUUGGAAUGGGAUGUUUGACAAGCAGCUGUCCACAUACUUUUGGUUAUGUAGUGUAGAUUCUAUGUCAUUAUUUUUCUAUGGUGCCUCUCCAUAAGGACAGUAUAACAGCCCUGAUCAAUCCUAUGUCUUCCCUAACUGUAAGUCUGUUAUUGGUCCAUUGCAGGAGGAGUACCAGGCGGAGGGCAUCACCUGGCACAACAUAGACUACACAGACAACGUGGGCUGCAUCCACCUCAUCAGCAAGAAGCCCACUGGUCUCCUGUACCUACUGGACGAGGAGAGCAAGUAAGGACUUCAAGUCUUUAAAAGAGAUGGUACACUUACAUUCCAGAAUUUUUUUUUAAUCUACUGGCCAGGAGUGACUGCAACCUUAACAUAGUGUUCAUUACUUUGCUAUGAGCGACAGUACAUUCACAUGUUAGAUGAGAUGCAGGUUUGUGUGGUGUAUCUAUCACUUCAUUCUCUUCCCCCCUUCACUCACUUUCUCUCUCCUUCUCUCCCUCUCUCCAGUUUCCCCCAUGCCACUGAUGAGACCCUGCUGGCCAAGUUCAAGCAGCAGCACCAGGGGAAGAAGUACUUUGUGCCCACGCCUGUCAUGGAACCUGCCUUCGUCAUCCGACACUUCGCUGGGAAGGUCAAGUACCAGAUCAAGGUAGGGAUGGAUGAACACCCACCAACACAGUCACAGACUCCUUGUUUACUAUCAUGUAAUGUCUAGGGGGUUGAGGGAGGUUUUUUGUAUUUGUGUAACUGUUCACUGUUAUUGACAGCAUCAAUAUUAUUGUUCAGAACAUUAUUACUAAUUGAUGACAAAGCUUCCACUAUGAAUGUCCUCCUGUGUCAGACUGAUUACAAACAGCGUCUUAGUGGCGACUCUAAAACGGCCUCAACAUGCUAACCCUCUCCUAUGACUUUUCUUGGCAGGACUUCCGGGAGAAGAACACGGACCACAUGCGUCCGGACAUCGUGGCUCUGCUGCGCAGCAGUGACCGGGCCUACGUGCGUCAGCUGAUUGGGAUGGAUCCGGUGGCCAUGUUCCGCUGGGGCAUCCUGCGAGCCACCAUCAGAGGCAUGGCUGCCUUCAACGAAGCUGGACGCCGCUUGGCUGCCAAGACCGCAGGUAGAAGAUAUACACCUGGCACUGUAGAACAGUGGGAAGAUGAAUAGAUAGAUAUACAACAGACAUAGUACACAACUGGCACAGUGUAUAGCUGACAGAGUAUUGACAAAGAUGUUUGCUACUCAGAAAUUAGGUGCACAGGGCUUUGGGAGAAACGGUAGCCUUGAAUUUUCAGGGUUUUUCUGUAAGCCUCAAUCCGCCAGACUAUUUGUGUUGUGUUGACUAGAUGAGAAAAGUGGUCCGUUAAAUUAAAUCAAGGAAAUAGGAGCGGCAGGUAGCUUAGUGGUUAAGAGCGUUGUACCAGUAACCGAAAGGUCGCUGGUUCUAAUCCCCGAGCCGACUAGGUGAAAAGUCUGUCGAUGUGCCCUUGAGCAAGGCACUUAACCCUAAUUGCUCCUGUAGUCGCUCUGGAUAAGAGCGUCUGCUAAAUGACUAAAAUGUAAAAUGUAAAAGAAAUACAAAACAGGGAAUUGGCCUCUGAAAUAACUGGAUUUUGCUGUUUAUUUCUUUGACAAGCAGUAGACAUGGGGACCAGUCUUCUGUCCUCGUAGAGCCUUUAGGCAUCUUAUCUAAUGAUAUGUUAUGUGUGUCUGUGAUCUUGUCUGUGUGUGGGUGCCUGUCUGUGUGUGUUCAACAGGUGUGCAGCGCCCCACUUCCAGGACUCCUUUGGGGGAGCUGCAGAGGUCCAACACACCUGUAGAGAGGAUGUACAGGUAAGACCCAGAUCCACCACACAGACCUCUGACUGAGGGACACGCAGGGAAGAAGGUAAACUACAUUUGUCUCAAUAUCCACACUUCCAUACCACUUAAGAAGUGAUGUACAUUGAGGGGAAAAAAGUAUUUGAUCCCCUGCUGAUUUUGUACGUUUGCCCACUGACAAAGACAUGAUCAGUCUAUAAUUUUAAUGGUAGGUUUAUUUUAACAGUGAGAGACAGAAUAACAACAACAAAAUCCAGAAAACACAUGUCAAAAAUGUUAUAAAUUGAUUUGCAUUUUAAUGAGGGAAAUAAGUAUUUGACCCCUCUGCAAAACAUAACUUAGUACUUGGUGGCAAAACCCUUGUUGGCAAUCACAGAGGUCAGACGUUUCUUGUAGUUGUCUACCAGGUUUGCACACAUCUCAGGAGGGAUUUUGUCCCACUCCUCUUUGCAGAUCUUCUCCAAGUCAUUAAGGUUUCGAGCCUGACGUUUGGCAACUCGAACCUUCAGCUCCCUCCACAGAUUUUCUAUGGGAUUAAGGUCUGGAGACUGGCUAUGCCACUCCAGGACCUUAAUGUGCUUCUUCUUGAGCAACUCCUUUGUUGACUUGGCCAUGUGUUUUGGGUCAUUGUCAUGCUGGAAUACCCAUCCACGACCCAUUUUCAAUGCCCUGGCUGAGGGAAGGAGGUUCUCACCCAAGAUUUGACGGUACAUGGCCCCGUCCAUCAUCCCUUUGAUGCGGUGAAGUUGUCCUGUCCCCUUAGCAGAAAAACACCCCCAAAGCAUAAUGAUUCCACCUCCAUGUUUGACGGUGUUCUUGGGGUCAUAGGCAGCAUUCCUCCUCCUCCAAACACAGCGAGUUGAGUUGAUGCCAAAGAGCUCAAUUUUGGUCUCAUCUAACCACAACACUUUCACCCAGUUCUCCUCUGAAUCAUUCAGAUGUUCAUUGGCAAACUUCAGACAGGCUUGUAUAUGUGCUUUCUUGAGCAGGGGGACCUUGCGGGCGCUGCAGGAUUUCAGUCCUUCACGGCGUAGUGUGUUACCAAUUGUUUUCUUGGUGACUGGUCCCAGCUGCCUUGAGAUCAUUGACAAGAUCCUCCUAUGUAGUUCUGGGCUGAUUCCUCACCGUUCUCAUGAUCAUUGCAACUCCACGAGAUGAGAUCUUGCAUGGAGCCCCAGGCCGAGGGAGAUUGACAGUUAUUUUGUGUUUCUUCCAUUUGCGAAUAAUGGCACCAACUGUUGUCACCUUCUCACCAAGCUGCUUGGCGAUGGUCUUGUAGCCCAUUCCAGCCUUGUGUAAGUCUACAAUCUUGUCCCUGACAUCCUUGGAGAGCUCUUUGGUCUUGGCCAUGGUGGAGAGUUUGGAAUCUGAUUGAUUGAUUGCUUCUGUGGACAGGUGUCUUUUAUACAGGUAACAAGCUGAGAUUAGGUGCACUCCCUUUAAGAGUGUGCUCCUAAUCUCAGCUCGUUACCUGUAUAAAAGACACCUGGGAGCCAGAAAUCUUUCUGAUUGAGAGGGGGUGAAAUACUUAUUUCCCUCAUUAAAAUGCAAAUCAAUUUAUAACAUUUUUGACAUGCGGUUUUCUGGAUUCUUUUGUUGUUAUUCUGUCUCUCACUGUUCAAAUAAACCUACCAUUAAAAUUAUAGACUGAUCAUUUCUUUGUCAGUGGGCGAACGUACAAAAUCAGCAGGGGAUCAAAUACUUUUUUCCCUCACUGUAUUGGCCAUGCAUUGGGCCCUCUGUUUUAUUUUCCUGGUCAGGUCAAGCGGGCAGGAAUAACUCCUGGCCCUAGCCAUGCAUACUAGAUAGUAUGUUAGUGUGGAUAUUGAGACAUAUUCUGGGAGCGUAUUCCUCUCCUCCACUGUUGUUUUGGGUGUGAUGUCUUGUGUUUGACAGAUGGGUCUCUCUGUCCGCUGAGGCACACUGCAGGUAGGCAGGUAUUCACAGUGAUUACAAUCUACCCGAGCACCUGUGGAGCUAAGGCCCAAGGACAAUUUUUCUAUCUUCCAUCAGAAAUCCACUUUAAAUGCACAACCCUACUAACUUGAUCCAAGACAAAGUCAUCUAAUUAAUCUUUACUAUAAAGAUGGAAGAUUGUAUUUAGGAUUAACCAGAAUAAUUGAAAUCACUUUGCCUUAUUGGGGCUCCUCACGGAGAACACGUUGUGGAUUGGAUAAUCAGUCAAUCAGUCAAAUUGUAUUUGUAUAGGUCUUUUAAGAAAUCCAUUUGUUUCAAAGAUGACAAAUUACAGGGUGAGCAUCCGUACUGUGGACUUAUCCAGUGUCCCUGCGCCUAGGAUGACAUGAAGAAGAAUCAGACAGUAAUAUCAUAAAAUCACAAGAUUCUUCUGGAAGUGUAUCCGUACUGAGAGACACAUGGAACUCCCCCUAGGCCUCCAGUAAAUGGAACUGAAUGAAACUAUUGAAACAGUUGGCUUGUGUGCUUCCUGGUCUCUUGUAUGACAUCAGCUCAGUCAAAUCCGUAGAAAUAGAAUGAUAUGUUUCUCUAUGGUGGAAUGAAUCCUCCUUCAUCUCAUCCUGGCCUUUGCGUUGGAUCCCUGCCCCUGGGUGACCCUGUGUGCCGUUCUCUCCCCUCCACAGACGGCUGCUCGAUUUCUACUUUGAUCACUCUGAUGAGCGCCCACUAGAGGCCUUCGAAGACAUCUUCGCUAGCUGGUUUUUGCCCUAGCACUACACAGCUGAUUCAAAUAAUCAAAGCUUGAUGAUUGGUUGGUAAUUUGAGUCAGCUGUGAAGUGCUAGGGCAAAAACCAGGACCGAUUUUGGGAAACCCUGGUUUAUUUCAUGAAGGUUUUGCAGCAGGCAUAUAUUUAUUUAGUUUGGAAAGGAAAGCAGCCAGACUACAGAAAUAAACUUCAUGGAAACAUCAAACACUGCAAACAUUUUCCUUUCUAAUCAUCAACAGGCUGCAUCUUGUUCUUAUCUGUUUCCCCUUUCUCUCUAUUUCCCCCCACCGUUCUCGCUCUCUGUUUCUCUCUCUCUCCCUCUCUCCGCCACGGUAAUCUGUCUCUUCAUCCAGGUUUAUUAUGGUUAGUGUAGAACACUGAAAGGUGUUAGAGCUUCCCUGCUCUGAUAAUCUACUAAUUACUGGGAGGAAACUGGAAAGGCUUUGCACACUAAUAUAUGAUAGUACAGCGUUAAGAACACUAAUAAACAGUAGUAGUAAAGUUUGGUACAUGAAUCAGGUCAGGGAAGUGCUAUACAGCUCAUGUCCUGGAGUAGUUGUGAUGAAAUAGGGUAUGUAAUAAACAAUUUCCUAUGAAGAAAGUUUUAGGAAAAAAUAAUUGUAGUGUCUAAAUGGACCAGAAUCCCCUGUUUUAAUAUGAGCAUUCUCAGAGAGGAACUGGGCAGUAAAACACCACCCCAUCACCUUCCUUAGGCCCUACCCCUUAUGUGUUUUAUAGAUCUGAUAGGUGUAACCAAUAUGGGGAUAGCUCCACCUAGGCUUUCGAUAAGCUUAGGGGAGGUUCCUCCAUUAUGCUUCCACCUAUCUGGUUCCUUCAGACCUGAAAAUACUGAAGAGGUCAGGGCUUUUAGGGGCUGUUCUUGGACUGGGCUAGUUUGUCUAUGGUACCUUUACUUACGGCCCAUCCCUUCCUGCCUGACCUCCUUUGGUUUAUUAAUCAGAGUGGUAAGUACAGUAUUAUAAACUGUAUGGUUCGAGCACUGAAUGCUGAUUGGCUGACAGCCGUGGUAUAUCAGACUGUGUACCACAGGUAUGACAAAACAUUUAUUUGUACUGCUCUAAUUACGUUGGUAACCAGUUUAUAAUAGCAUUAAGGCACCUCAGGGGUUUGUGAUAUAUGGCCAAUAUGCCCUCUUAACAACAGUCUCCCCUGUUCUCCACCAGUAUAACACCAGUCCAAUGACCAAUCCUAGUCUGCAGCAGAGUAACAACAGCAUGGAGAAGAUACAUCAACCAGUGAAGCUUUGAUUCAGGAAUGCAUGCUCACAGUACUUACUUACAGGAGUAUGGUGUGAGAGAACACAACCUCUCUGUCUCUCUACACUCUCUGCUUUAGCCAUGGCUGGGUGGUCUUUGGUAUUUUAUUAGGAUCCCUAUUAGCUGUUGCAAAAGCAGCAGCUACUCUUCCUGGGGUCCACACAAAACCUGAAACAUGACAUAAUACAGAACAUUAAUAGACAAGAACACCUCAAGGACAGAACUACAUACAUGUUUUUUUUUAAAGGCACACGUAGCCUACAUAUCAAUACAUACACACAAAGGUAUCUAGGUCAAAUAGGGGCGAAGCGUUGUGCCGUGAGGUGUUGCUUUAUCUGUUUUUUGAAACCAGGUUUGCUGUUUAUUUGAGCUAUAUGAGAUGGAACGGAGUUCCAUGCAAUAAUGGCUCUAUAUAAUACUGUACGCUUUCUUGAAUUUGUUCUGGAUUUGGGGACUGUGAAAAGACCCCAGGUGGCAUGUCUGGUGGGGUAAGUGUGUGUGUGUGUCAGAGCUGUGUGUAUGUUGACUAUGCAAACAAUUUGGGAUUUUCAAUACAUUAAUGUUUCUUAUAAAAUGAAGAAGUGAUGCAGUCAGUCUCUCCUCAACUCUUAGCCAAGAGAGACUGGCAUGCAUAGUAUUUAUAUCAGCCCUCUGAUUACAAUGAAGAGCAAGAUGUGCCGCUCUGUUUUGGGCCAGUUGCAGCUUAACUAGGUAUUUCCUUGCAGCACUGGACCACACGACUGGACAAUAAUCAAGAUUAGACAAAACUAGAGCCUGCAGAACUUCCUUUUUUUUGAGUGUGGUGUCAAAAAAGCAGAGCAUCUCUUUAUUACGGACAGACCUCUCUCCAUCUUUACAACCAUUGAAUCUAUAUGUUUUGACCAUGAUAGUUUACUAUCUAAGGGAACGCCAAGUAAUUUGGUCUCCUCAACUUGUUCAACAGCCACACCAUUCAUUCAUUCAGAACUUAGGGAAUGAUUUGUACCAAAUACAAUGCUCUUAGUUUUAGAGAUGUUCAGGACCAGUUUAUUAGUGGCCACCCAUUCCAAAACAGACUGCAACUCUUUGUUAAGGGUUUCGGUGACUUCAUUAGCUGUGGUUGCUGAUGCGUAUAUGGUUGAAUCAUCAGCAUACAUGGACACACGUGCUUUGUUUAAUGCCAGUGGCAGGUCAUUGGUAAAAAUAGAAAAGAGUAGAGGGCCUAGAGAGCUGCCCUGUGGUACACCACACUUUACAUGUUUGACAUUAGAGAAGAAGCUUCCAUUAAAGAAAACUAUUUUAGUUCUAUUAGAUAGAUAGCUCUGAAUCCACGAUAUGGCAGAGGUUGAAAAGCCAUAACACGUACGUUUUUUUCAACAACAGGUUAUGGUCAAUAAUAUCAAAGGCUGCACUGAAAUCUAACAGUACAGCUCCCACGAUCUUCUUAUUAUCCAUUUCUUUCAUCCAAUCAUCAGUCAUUUGUGUCAGUGCAGUACAUGUUGAGUGCCCUUCCCUAUAAGCAUGUUGAAAGUCUGUUGUUCAUUUGUUUACAGAGAAGUAGCAUUGUAUUUGGUCAAACACAAUUUUUUCCAACAGUUUGCUAAGAGCUGGCAGCAAGCUUAUAGGUCUACUGUUAGAACCAGUAAAGGCCGCUUUACCAUUCUUGGGUAGCGGAAUUACUUUGGUUUCCCUCCAGGCCUGAGGACAAAGACUUUCCUCUAGGCUCAGAUUAAAGAUAUGACAGAUAGGAGUGGCUAUAGAGUCAGCUACCAUCCUCAGUAGCUUUCCAUCUAAGUUGUCAAUGCCAGGAGGUUUGUCAUUAUUGAUCGAUAACAAUUAUUUUUCCAUCAAUCCCACACUAACUUUAUAAAAUUCAAACUUGCAAUGCUUUUCUUUCAUUAUUUGUUUUUUUUAUGCAUGAAUACGAUGGCUCACUGUUCAUUGUUGGCAUUUCCUGCCUAAGUUUGCCCACUUAGCCAAUGAAGUAAUCAUUAAAAAUAAUUGCCAACAUCAAAUGAAUUGAAUUGAAUUUGUCUUUCUACCCAUAAUUUCAUUUAAAGUACUCCAAAGUUUUUUUCUCCAUCAUUCUUUAUAUCAUUGAUCUUGGCUUCAUAAUACAGUUUUUUCUUCUUUUUGUUGAGUUUAGUCACAUAAUUUCUCAAUUUGCAGUAAGUCAACCAGUCAGAUGUGCAGCCAGACUUAUUAGCCACUCCUUUUGCCCCAUCUCUUUCAACCAUACAGUUUUUCAAUUACUCAUCAAUCCAUGGAGCCUUAACAGUUCUAACAGUCAGUUUCCUAACAGGUGCAUGUUUAUCAAUAAUUGGAAGAAGCAAUUUCAUAAAUUCAUCAAGUGCAGCAUCUGGAUGCUCCUAAUUAAUCACAUCAGACCAACACUUUUGUUUUUACAUCAUCCACAUAUGAGUCACAGCAAAAUCUUUUGUAUGAUCUCUUAUACAUUAUUUUAGGCCCAGCUGUUGGAACUUUGGCUUUCCUGGAUAUAGCCACUAUAUUGUGAUCACUGCAUCCAAUGGGUACGGAUACAGCUUUAGAACAAAGUUCUACAGUAUUAGUAAAAAUGUGAUCAAUACAUGUGGAUGAUCUUGUUCCUGUAGUGUUUGUAAACACCCUGGUAGGUUGAUUAAUAACCUGAACCAGAUUACAGUAAGAAGCUUCCUCUUGAGCAGACAGCUUGAUGAAAACCAGUCAAUAUUCAGGUCCCCAAGAAAGUAGACCUCUCUGUUUACAUCACAUACACUAUCAAGUAUUUCACACAUAUUAUUUAAAUACUGACUGUUCAGACUUGUUGGCCUAUAGCAACACCCCAAAAGAAAAGGCUUUAGAUGUGGCAAGUGAACCUGCAACCACAACACUUCAAUAACACUUGACAUAAGAUCUUCUCUAAGCAUUACAGGGAUAUGGCUCUGAAUAUAUACAGCAACACCUCCCCCAUAAGCAUUUCUGUCUCUUCUAUAGAUGUUAUAUUAUUGUAUUGCUACUGCUGUAUCAUCAAAUGAAUUAUCUAAGUGAGUCUCAGAAAUGGCUAAUAUAUGAAUGUUAUCUGAUGUUAGCAAGUUAUUGAUUUCAUGAACCUUAUUUCUAAGGCUACAUUUAUUAAUAAGGGCUAUUUUCAGCCCUUUCCUGGGUAGCUUAUCAGAGAUAGACAUAAUACUGGAAAGAGCAAACAAAGCAAGAGAAAAAUAUAUACAUUCAGCAGUCCAUUAAUCAAUUGGUGUGUGUGUGUGUGCGUGCAGCAGGUCGUCUGAACUGAAGCAGCAUUAAACACCAGUUUUACAUGAUCUCAACCGAUCUGUUGGUGUGUUUCUCUUGGGAAGCUUGCUCUUUGGUGGUGGGGUGUUUUUCUGUCUUUCGAGGUGUCCUGACAGCGGUGUUUCUAUCCCCCCUCCCUCUGUCCUCCCCUUAUGCCCUGUGCCCAACACCCCUUCCCCUCUCCUCCCCCUGUCUCUUACCCUCCAUCCUCCUCACCCACUGUGGCCCUUGCUGGGUUGAUUCAGGGACAUGCAUGCCCAGAUAAUCAGCUCCAUUAAGGACUUGCAGCUGGACGGUGAGGACCCUCGCAAGCUGCUGCAGUCCUGGGGUCGCCUGCGGUUCCCUCGACACCUCCUUCAGUGAGUCUGUAGCCCCUUCAGCCCAGCCCAGCUUGUCCUAGCAAGGUCUAACCCAGCUUUAACAGUGCUCAACCUCAGUCCUCCUGGGGGCUGGGGCAUCCCAUUGGUUGCAAAUCUUUGUUCCAGACCAGCACUAGGACACCUGAUUUGACUAAGAACAAAUAAAUACUAGUCCAAAACGGCAACAGAAUUAUGUAUUCAGCUAGAAGACACAAUUCCUCAUCUCAUAUGGUUGUUAAAACUCUCAACACGUGACAGACAGUUUAAGACACAGGCUGGGUAAUUGGCUGUUUUGAGACCAAACCUCAUGAAAAACAUGAAUCCUAGUUAUUUGCAGAAGGCUACCCAACAACACUAGGCUGCUCGUGAUAGUGGACUGCAAGGCCCAUAGAGACUGGGUUCCAAUGUGAUGUUGAUUAGCAUGAGGCUGAUGCUGUAAUGCAGCGAGGCUGUUGCCCAUAUGGGCUAUAAUGGAGAUACAGAGGCCUUGAUGAAAGCUGAGGAUGCGAUGAUGGCCUCAAUAGCACAGCUGCUGCAUGAACAAACAUUAAUCACAUGAAUGCAUUGGCUUCUAGAUGAAACUGUAAGAAUGUGAAAUCUGAAAGAACCCAAACGUUUGUUAGAAAUCAUAGCUUGUUUUAACUUAUAUAGAACUAUGGUUGUUGGGUAUAACAUAUGCAAGUAUUUAACACACAGUGAAGAAACAAAACGAAAGCAUUCGGUUGAUUCUUCCUCGAAACGUGUGCUGUGUUGACCACACAAUUUACACACUGUCAAGCAAAUUUUGUCACACAAGCAGUACCAGUCAAAAGUUUGGACACACCAACUCAUUCAAGGGUUUUUCUUUAUUUUAACUAUUUUUGACAUUGUAGAAUAAUAGUUUAGACAUCAAAACUAUGAAAUAACACAUAUGGAAUCAUGUAGUAACCAAAAAGGUGUUAAACAAAUCAAAAUAUAUUUUAUAUUUGAGAUUCUUCAAAGUAGCCACCCUUUGCCUUGAUGACAGCUUUGCCACACUCUUGGCAUUCUCUCAACCAGCUUCACAUGGAAUGCUUUUCCUACAGUCUUGAAGGAGUUCCCACAUAUGCUGAGCACUUGUUGGCUGCUUUUCCUUCACUCUGCGGUCCAACUCAUCCCAAACCAUCUCAAUUGGGUUGAGGUCGGGGGAUUGUGGAGGCCAGGUCAUCUGAUGCAGAACUCCAUCACUCUCCUUCUUGGUCAAAUAGCCCUUACACAGCCUGGAGGUGUGUUGGGUCAUUGUCCUGUUGAAAAAUAAAUGAUUGUCCCACUAAGCCCAAACCAGAUGGGAUGGCCUAUCGCUGCAGAUUGCUGUGGUAGCCAUGCUGGUUAAGUGUGCCUUGAAUUCUAAAUAAAUCGCAGACAGUGUCACCAGCAAAGCACCCCUACACCAUCACACCACCUCCUCCGUGCUUCGUGGUGGGAACUACAUAUGCAGAGAUAAUCCGUUCACCUACACUGCGUCUCACAAAGACACAGCGGUUGGAACCAAAAAUCUCAAAUUUUGACUCCAGACCAAAGCACAGAUUUCCACCGGUCUAAUGUCCAUUGCUGGUGUUUCUUGGCCCAAGCAAGUGUCAUCUUCUUAUUGGUGUCCUUUAGUAGUGGUUUCUUUGCAGCAAUUCGACCAUGAACACCUGAUUCACGCAGUCUCCUCUGAACAGUUGAUGUUGAGAUGUGUAUUUUACUUGAACUCUGUGAAGCAUUUAUUUGGGCUGCAAUUUCUGAGGCUGGUAACUCUAAUGAACUAAUCCUUUGCAGCAGCGGUAACUCUGGGUCUUCCUUUCCUGUGGCGGUCCUCAUGAGAGCCAGUUUCAUCAUAGAGCUUGAUGUUUUUUGUGACUGCACUUGAAGAAACAUUCAAACUUCUUGAAAUGUUCUGGAUUGACUGACCUUCAUGUCUUAAAGUAAUGAUGGACUGUCGUUUCUCUUUGAUUAUUUGAGCUGUUCUUGCCAUAAUAUGGACUUGUCACAACACAACUGAUUGGCUCAAACGCAUUAAGAAGGAAAGAAAUUCCACAAAUUAACUUUUAACAAGGCACACCUGUUAAUUGAAAUGCGUUCCAGGUGACUACCUCAUGAAGCUGGUUGAGAGAAUGCCAAUAGUGUGCAAAGCUGUCAUCAAGGCAAAGGUGGCUAUUUUGAAGAAUCUCAAAUAUAAAAUAUAUUUUUAUUUGUUUAACACUUUUUUGGUUACUGCAUGAUUCCAUGUGUGUUAUUUCAUAGUUUUGAUGUCUUCACUAUUAUUCUACAAUGUAAAAAAUAGUAAAAAUUAAGUAAAUAACCCUGGAAUGAGUAGGUGUGUCCAAACUUUUGACUGGUACUGUAGUAACAGUUCCACUAUAAACCCAAGGCUGAUAUGAUGAAAACAAGAUAGCUGGGAGAACAGGUCUCCUACUCCUAUAGGCCCUAUGGGUCUCAGCCAGGCUGUCUGAUUGGUUGGCUGGAUUCCCCCGUCCGUCUGUCCGUCAUCCCACCCAUACUCCAGGUGCAAGCCCUCAUGCCUCAUACUGACUGAGAAUGACUCACCAUACUAACAACACGGCUCCCCCCCCCCCCCCGCUCACCCCUAGACCUCCUCAGUGACAUCUCUGUGCUUAGCACGUCUCACUAACCUCUCCCUCUCCCACAGGAAAAACAAGAAUGCCAAGCAGAAACAGAUCAUACCUAAGGUAAACUUACAGUUUCAUACAAUGAGGGAAAAAAGUAUUUGAUCCCCUGCUGAUUUUGUACGUUUGCCCACUGACAAAGAAAUGAUCAGUUUAUAAUUUUAAUGGUAGGUUUAUUUGAACAUCCAGAAAAACGCAUGUCAAAAAUGUUAUAAAUUGAUUUGCAUUUUAAUGAGGGAAAUAAGUAUUUGACCCCCUCUCAAUCAGAAAGAUUUCUGGCUCCCAGGUGUCUUUUAUACAGGUAACGAGCUGAGAUUAGGAGCACACUCUUAAACGGAGUGCUCCUAAUCUCAGCUUGUUACCUGUAUAAAAGACACCUGUCCACAAAAGCAAUCAAUCAAUCAGAUUCCAAACUCUCCACCAUGGCCAAGACCAAAGAGCUCUCCAACAAUGUCAGGGACAAGAUUGUAGACCUACACAAGGCUGGAAUGGGCUACAAGACCAUCGCCAAGCAGCUUGGUGAGAAGGUGACAACAGUUGGUGCGAUUAUUGGCAAAUGGAAGAAACACAAAAUAACUGUUAAUCUCCCUCGGCCUGGGGCUCCAUGCAAGAUCUCACUUCGUGGAGUUGCAAUGAUCAUGAGAACGGUGAGGAAUCAGCCCAGAACUACACGGGAGGAUCUUGUCAAUGAUCUCAAGGCAGCUGGGACCAUAGUCACCAAGAAAACAAUUGGUAACAGACUACACUGUGAAGGACUGAAAUCCUGCAGCGCCCGCAAGGUCCCCCUGCUCAAGAAAGCACAUAUACAUGCCCGUCUGAAGUUUGCCAAUGAACAUCUGAAUGAUUCAGAGGAGAACUGGGUGAAAGUGUUGUGGUCAGAUGAGACCAAAAUGGAGGUCUUUGGCAUCAACUCAACUCGCCAUGUUUGGAAGAGGAUGAAUGCUGCCUAUGACCCCAAGAACACCAUCCCCACCGUCAAACAUGGAGGUGGAAACAUUAUGCUUUGGGGGUGUUUUUCUGCUAAGGGGACAACUUCACCGCAUCAAAGGGACGAUGGACGGGCCAUGUACCGUCAAAUCUUGGGUGAGAACCUCCUUCCCUCAGCCAGGGCAUUGAAAAUGGGUCGUGGAUGGGUAUUCCAGCAUGACAAUGACCCAAAACACACGGCCAAGGCAACAAAGGAGUGGCUCAAGAAGAAGCACAUUAAGGUCCUGGAGUGGCCUAGCCAGUCUCCAGACCUUAAUUCCAUAGAAAAUCUGUAGAGGGAGCUGAAGGUUCGAGUUGCCAAACGUCAGCCUCGAAACCUUAAUGACUUGGAAAGAUCUGCAAAGAGGAGUGGGACAAAAUCCCUCCUGAGAUGUGUGCAAACCUGGUGGCCAACUACAAGAAACAUCUGACCUCUAAAUACAAAUCAAUUUAUAACAUUUUUGACAUGCGUUUUUCUGGAUUUUUUUGUCUCUCACUGUUCAAAUAAACCUACCAUUAAAAUUAUAGACUGAUAAUUUCUUUGUCAGUGGGUAAACGUACAAAAUCAGCAGGGGAUCAAAUACUUUUUUCCCUUACUGUACAUAUGCCAGCUACAGUGGGGAGAACAAGUAUUUGAUACACUGCCGAUUUUGCAGGUUUUCCUACUUACAAAGCAUGUAGAGGUCUGUAAUUUUUAUCAUAUGUACACUUCAACUGUGAGAGACGGAAUCUAAAACAACAAUUGAUUUUUAAGUAAUUAAUUUGCAUUUUAUUGCAUGACAUAAGUAUUUGAUCACCUACCAACCAGUAAGAAUUCCGGCUCUCACAGACCUGUUAGUUAGGCUUUAAGAAGCCCUCCUGUUCUCCACUCAUUACCUGUAUUAACUGCACCUGUUUGAACUCGUUACCUGUAUAAAAGACACCUGUCCACACACUCAAUCAAACAGACUCCAACCUCUCCACAAUGGCCAAGACCAGAGAGCUGUGUAAGGACAUCAGGGAUAAAAUUGUAGACCUGCACAAGGCUGGGAUGGGCUACAGGACAAUAGGCAAGCAGCUUGGUGAGAAGGCAACAACUGUUGGCGCAAUUAUUAGAAAAUGGAAGAAGUUCAAGAUGACGGUCAAUCACCCUCGGUCUGGGGCUCCAUGCAAGAUCUCACCUCGUGGGGCAUCAAUGAUCAUGAGGAAGGUGAGGGAUCAGCCCAGAACUACACGGCAGGACCUGGUCAAUGACCUGAAGAGAGCUGGAACCACAGUCUCAAAGAAAACCAUUAGUAACACACUACUCCGUCAUGGAUUAAAAUCCUGCAGCGCACGCAAGGUCCCCCUGCUCAAGCCAGCGCAUGUCCAGGCCCGUCUGAAGUUUGCCAAUGACCAUCUGGAUGAUCCAGAGGAGGAAUGGGAGAAGGUCAUGUGGUCUAAUGAGACAAAAAUAUCGCUUUUUGGUCUAAACUCCACUCGCCGUGUUUGGAGGAAGAAGAAGGAUGAGUACAACCCCAAGAACACCAUCCCAACCGUGAAGCAUGGAGGUGGAAACAUCAUUCUUUGGGGAUGCUUUUCUGCAAACGGGAAAAGACAACUGCACCGUAUUGAGGGGAGGAUGGAUGGGGCCAUGUAUCGCGAGAUCUUGGCCAACAACCUCCUUCCCUCAGUAAGAGCAUUGACGAUGGGUCGUGGCUGGGUCUUCCAGCAUGACAACGACCCGAAACACACAGCCAGGGCAACUAAUGAGUGGCUCCGUAAGAAGCGUCUCAAGGUCCUGGAGUGGCCUAGCCAGUCUCCAGACCUGAACCCAAUAGAAAAUCUUUGGAGGGAGCUGAAAGUCCGUAUUGCCCAGCGACAGCCCCGAAACCUGAAGGAUCUGUAGAAGGUCUGUAUGGAGGAGUGGGCCAAAAUCCCUGCUGCAGUGUGUGCAAACCUGGUCAAGACCUACAGGAAACAUAUGAUCUCUGUAAUUGCAAACAAAGGUUUCUGUACCAAAUAUUAAGUUCUGCUUUUCUGAUGUAUCAAAUACUUAUGUCAUGCAAUAAAAUGCAAAUUAUUUACUUAAAAAUCAUACAAUGUGAUUUUCUGGAUUUUUGUUUUAGAUUCCGUCUCUCACAGUUGAUGUGUACCUAUGAUAAAAAUUACAGACCUCUACAUGCUUUGUAAGUAGGAAAACCUGCAAAAUCGGCAGCGUAUCAAAUACUUGUUCUCCCCACUGUACGUGCGCUCCUACAUAAGUAAAAUUUGAAACAUGACCUGUAAAUAUAAAAUCCGACCACCUGAAAUUAUUAAUAUUUCUUCAUUAUCUCAGAUCUUGAUCACUAAAUUAUCUAAUAGAACAUUUUCAAAAUAUAUAACGUUUUAAUCAUCCGAGAGUAUCAGCGAGACUGAGGUGGUGUCUCCAGACGUUUAGAACUCUUUGAUGUUGAUGCUGUUCCUUAGAGCCUGUUGGACUCUCGCUCCUUGAAGUUCAUCGUGGGUCGGACCCUCCACGACCGCACCGCCAAGUCUCUACUGCACCUCAACAAGAAGAAGAAGACUCCCAGCAUCAGCGCUCAGUUCCAGGUCAGCUGAUCUCACCAGCAAAUACAGCAGCCAGACAGCCACUAACAUACAUUGCAAACUUCAGACAAUGCAGAUGCAGAACUUUAUUGAAGUUAGUUUCAUUGAUAUUAAAUCAUUUUUACAUUGACAGACCUCUCUGACUAAACUGUUGGAGACUUUGGGCAGAGCAGAACCCUUCUUCAUCCGCUGUAUUCGCUCCAACUCUGAGAAGGUAACGCCACAUUUAUUUAAUUAUUUACAACCAAGAUGAUGUUGAUAAAUUAUUAUGAUGAGUCCCUCUAAUGAUGUGCUGUGUGUGUGUGUGUGUGUGUGUGUGUGUGUGUGUGUGUGUGUGUGUGUGUGUGUGUGUGCGCAGAAGGAGAUGUGUCUGAACGAGACCCUGGUGCUGCAGCAGCUGCACUACACGGGCAUGCUGGAGACAGUUCGCAUCCGGAGGUCUGGCUAUGGAGCCAAGUACACCUUCCAAGUACACUGCACCUCUUUAAUGACUUAGACAGCCAGCAGCAAUGUCUGAAACAAUAUCUGUUGUUGAUAGUUGACAUUCAUUGUUUACCAAUGAAAGUAAUUGCUUUAUAUCAGGGUUGUCAAACUCCACGGAGGGCCGUGUGUCUGCAGGUUUGAGAUUUUUCCUUUCAAUUAUGCCCUAGACAACCAGGUGAGGGGAGUUCCUUACUAAUUACUGACCUUAAUUAAUCAAUCAAGUAGAAGGGAGGAGCGAAAACCCGCAGACACUCGGCCCUCCGUGGAACGAUGCUUUAUAUCUUGCUAACUUUUACAUGUUAGAAGGAAAAUGUUUAUUGAGCAAUGUCUGUGUCAAAACAAAAUCGGUGUAAUAAAUGUGUCCCUGUAGGAAUUCAUCGAGCAAUUCCGAGUGUUGCUGCCCAAAAAUGCUACAGCCUCCAAGCCAGAGGACAUCUCUGCCCUGUUCCAGAGGAUGGAGCUCGACCACACCACUUACCAGAUAGGAAAAACCAAGGUAAGACAUGCUCUCCUCCACAUUUUCCUCACAGAAAUACAUGUCAGAGAUACAUUUUAAUUAUCUUUUAAUAAAUUGUCUUGAAUUAAAUUGCGAUCCUCAGGUUUACCUGAAGGAGCUGGAGCGUCAGCAGCUGCAGGACACGCUGCACAAGGACGUGAUGCGUAAGAUCAUCUUCCUGCAGUACUGGUUCAGGGCCCACCUGGAGAGGAGGUACUUCCUGGAGAUGAGACAGGCGGCCAUCUUGAUCCAGGUAAGCUGUGUGAUAAACCGUGCUGUACAUAUGUCCGUUCAAAGAUGCGACUUUUCCUGAUAUGAAAUGCCUAGAAAACUAGUAUUUUCAGAUUUUCCAUAUCUAUUUCUUACAAAGAAAUACAUAGAAAUUGUCCAAUAUCCUUCCUUUAUGAGACAAUCAUAUUCCUGCAGACGGGAAAUAUAUAAGUUAUAUUUGGUAAUAUAUGUCAGGGUAAUAAUAUGUUCUUGCCCGUGUUUGUCCCUCCCAGCGUGCGUGGCGUAGACACCACAAGGAACGGCAGUGUCAGGCGGCCACGCUGAUCCAGGCCGUGUGGAGGGGCUCCAGACAGAGGUCAGAGUACCUCCGCAGGCAGACCAGCAUCAAGAAGAUCCAGGCUAUGGCCAGAGGACACUCAGCACGGAGGAGGUACAGCACGAGGCCACACCACUGAAAUACAUUAAUUGCUUAGUGUAGUAUUUAUAAAGUGUGAAAUGCCUUGAGUUACCGGUAAACACUGACUUUGUUGAAUUGAAUGGAAUGUAUUUGGUUUAAAGACAUAUACAACAAAAUAUACGAUGUGGACCCAGAUGAUAGCGCUUAAAAGUUUGAAUUAAAACACUUGUUUCCAAAGUGGUCCUCGAAGGUAUAAACCAAUGACACAUAUAACGAUUAAAAGAGUGACAAGAUUACAAACAACCACAUUACAUUAAUUUAUAUUGACAUCCUAAAAAGUGGCACAUUUUCCUAACCUUAAAUGCCCAGUGCAGUCCUAUGUUUUAUAUAUAUUUCCACACUGGUUAGAACAAUAAUGUGAAAUUGUGAAAAUGAUAAUAAUGCCCUUAGUGUAAGAGCUGUUUGAAAAGACCACCUGAAAUUUCAGCCUGUUUUGGUGGGAUGGAGUUUUGGUCUGCCUCACCAGGCUGUAAAUUAGUUAACAGACCAAUAAGAGAGUUUCAAACCUCUCUGCCAAUAACAGCUAGUUUUCAGUUUUCCCCUCUCUACUCACACCACUACAAGACAGUCCUAGCAAAAUUCUUGUUGAGAAAUUGCUCUUUGCUAAGCUAUUUUUGUUUCUCUUUGACCAUUUGAAUUGAAAACAAUCACACUAAGGUACUUGAGAGAAAAGCGACUGCUUUGGCCCUUUAAAAAACAACCUAUUCAUUGCACAUCAUCCCCAACCUCGGAAACAAGCUAUGCCUUGUAUAGAACAUGCCUGGAUAGAAUAACAUGCUCCUCGCAGUACUGUUUACUCUUGGGACUUUACAAGAAAUAACACAAGCUCUGGUAUUGUAACUGUGCUGGUUAUAGACUAUAUUAAUGUGCUAUUUCAUAUAACCUGGGGCACGAUCAUUAUUGAUGUCAAACAUAUGAUUGAGUUUAAGUUGUUCCACUCUGGACUCCAAAGGCAAGUUAUUAUUGACACCAUCUCUUGAAUUCUGGUACUGGUGUGGUCCCCACAGUUAUUAGUUACAAAUGUUUUGAAAUGCCCAGAGAUGCCUAACAUUGUCGUAUGAAUGUUGAACCACUUCUGAAUCAUGUUGAACUUAACAGGUGCCAUUCAAUACGGGAGGAGAGGAGGAAAAAGGAGGAGAAAGACGAGGAGGCCAGGAAGGAGGAAGCCAGGAAGAGGGCGGAGGAAGAGGCAGCCAGGCUAGCGAGAGAGGCAGAAGAGGAGGCAGCCCGACUGGACAUGGAGGCAGAGGAAGAGGCAUUUAGGAGAAAGAAAGAGGCAGCGCUGGAGGCAGCGGUGUGGAGGGCGAGGGAGGAGGCAAGGCUGAGGCAGGCAGAAAGAGUCAACGAGGAACCUGAGACACAGGAGGAACCAGAGGCACAGGUGGCAGCUGAAAGUACUCUAGAUGAGAGCCAACAGGAGGAUAAAGUGCCUGUCCAGGACAAGGAGAAGCAGAAGGAGGAGGCGGAAGAUGUAGAGGCUGCAUCUACCUCACCACCUGAGGAGGUGGAAAUGGGGGAUGCCUCAGCAGUCUCCCAGCCUGAUGAGGGCAACGGUACACAGGCUGAGGCUGGGCCCCAGCUGGAGGAAGAGAGCCAGGCUGUGGAGGAACCGGAGGAAGCCCACUCCAAGGAGCCUGAUGAGGAGGGGGGGACCAAGGAGGCAGCUGCCCCCCAGUCACCAGAAAAAGACAAGGGGGCUCAGGCUGCUGCGGAGACACACAGGUCACAGGUCUCCAGGAGCCAGGAGAAGAGAGAGCAGCGGCGCCAGUGGGGCCUGGAGCACAGCCAGCGGGAGAGCGAGCGGGUCGCCUUGGCAGCCACCAAGGAGGAGCCCGUCCCUAAGAUCAAAGGACAGGAGGCAGCCAGCCGAGCCGAGGGCAAGCCAAAAGAGCGGGCCGAGAGGACGGACAGCAAGGAGCUGGACCAGUACACCUUUGUAGCCUGGAAGAAAGAGGCCAAAGCCACCUCCCCCACCCCUGCACCUGUACGCCCCAGCACCUUAACCCUGAACCCCCCCGAACCAAUGAAUGACAGGAACGGCCAUAAUGAGGUCCUGGGUCCAGGCAAUCUGAUUCGCUACAGCCAACAGGGCACCAUGAAGGAGAAGGCAGAGAAAUGGAAGGGGAAGAAGAGUGAUGGACAACAACCAGAGAGCACCAGUCCUCCUGAGGACCACAGCAAGGACAGGAGGAAAAAACAUUCACCGUACGACAUUCCAUAUCCUUGUGAUAUCUACACUAAUAUUAAUGAGUUAGACUUGCUUCAGGAUAUCAUUGUCUCUGCAACAUGA